Molecule: messenger RNA, 49175 nt
Organism: Podarcis lilfordi (Lilford's wall lizard)
Lineage: Eukaryota; Metazoa; Chordata; Lepidosauria; Squamata; Lacertidae
Source: the annotation of a GenBank genome assembly
ACGCAAGCUGACGUAAGAGAUCAUGUGGGUUUUGGCGUAGAUCACCACCACCGAUCGGAGAGGGUUUUUUUUUAAUUUAAUUUAUUUUUUCCCCCCCAAAUUGCUACUGGGUUGUGGGGUUUUUUUUGGUGUGUGCGUGAGUGUUUGUGUGUGUGUGUGCGUGAGUGUGGUGGUGGUUGCUUUUUUUUUCGCGGCGGGGGUGCGGUGGGCCGAGUGUUAAAACCGAGAGUCCCGGACUGUCUCCCCCGCGUUCUAGAACGCGCACCGAGAGUUCCAUUCCCGGGGAAAGUUCCGUGUCUCGGCGUUCCAAAGCUUUGAUCGCAGGUAAGGAAGGGGAAGGAAGAAAGAAAGCAAAAGAAAACAACGUUCGCCCUCCCUUCCUCCGCCCCUAUUAUUAUCAUUAGGCUUUUGGUUUGUUUGUUUUUAAGAAGGAACAAGGAAGUGCGGUUCUUUGCAAAAAAAAAAAAAAAAAAAACCAACAACCCCGCUGCUAAAUCUUUUUGCCACAUGGACUUAAGAUGCUCUUUGCUUUUGCCCUGUAAACCCGACCGAUCGGGCAAGCCACUCGGCCCUAACUUUUGCUUCUUCCUCCGGGGGAGGGGAAAAAAAAGCUCCCGUUUUGUUAAGAGGACUUGAGAGCGGGUGGGGAGGGGAGGCAGGGAGGGAGGGGCGUUGAGAGGAAAGAUUGCGAGGAAGGUAGCAAAAGAUCGGAUUAAAAGGAAAACAUACACGAGUAUUGGAAAGGAGGCCCUUCGCUCUCUCUUCAAGCCGAUCUCAAGUUGUUGUUGUUUUAAGGGAGGAGGGGGCUGCAUGCCGGGCGGGGGGGGUAGGAGCAAAAAAGGAGAGAAGGCGAAGGGUUUUUUUCUUUAAAAAAAUACAUUAAAAAAUAUGUCUACGUUUCCCUAUGUCGACAUCAGCCACACAAAAUAUGGCGUCCGCUUUCGAGAAGGCGUUACGUAGAGGCGAGGAAGGCGAUCUUGGAAAUCCAGGCUUGGAGAAAGAGGGUCACCCCCGCCCCCUCCUUUUCCCCAUAACUGCAACGUUGGUGGAGCGGGUGGGGGCCGGACGCCUUUGCCCUCGUGUUCCCAGCGCGCCUCCUGGAAGACGGGGUCAGAGUUUUAAGGUGGGGAGGGGGCGGGAAUGGGGAGCGUUAGCCCCUCCAGGCUCCGAACAAGCACAGAUUUGGGCUGCAAUUCCACGCACACACCAGAUUUGUCUUUCAUGCAGGCACCAUGACGCGUUUGGGCUGCAGUCUCUUUCUUUCCCCGCUGCAAACCCGCAAAAAAAAUCUGUAAAUUGACAGGAGACGUUGUAUCCCCUCCCCCCCCCCAUUAAUAGGAAAUAAUGGCUCUGUUUAAGCCACGCUUGCAUAGCAUAACGCGUCGGGCUAACUCUCCUCCCCACCCCCAAAUUUUCCCACCACUACCCCAUCUUCUGAUAGCGGGUGGGGAGGGGCGAUCAUCUUCUUGGCGCAUCCCCUCUUUUUUUUUUUUUUUUGCUAAGAAAUAAAAAAAAUAUAAAUCUUGCCAAACGCCUGGUGUAUUCCAACGCCCUGUUGAAAAACCAAAACAAAACCCGAAAUGGGGAAAAAAGAAGGUUACUCCUAACCGUUAUUGGUUUUACUUCUGAUUUGAUCCUGUUCCAAAGAUCUCCACAAUCCUGGGAAAUGUUAAGGUGUUCUGGUCAUCAUUCCACAUUUCCUUUGGAGAGACUUCCAGGUCUAUCCUUUACCCCACCCAAAAAACCUUCCCCUCCCCCCAUCAGUUUUUAUUUUCAUAGGAUUCGAAUUGGACUUGCUCCUUUCCUUUCUCACUGGGGAAAGCGAGAGAGAAAAGACAACAGCAAAGGCUGCCCCAACCCCUGAGAUAAAGUGCUGUGGGAGAGGCUUGCUUUUUGAGGAAGUGAAGUUUUGAUUUGCUGAGAAGUUCCACCUGGUUGAUUGACUUCAAAGCCAUGUGAGCCGGUUCGGAGCCCUAGACUUGUUUCCCCGAUGGUCUUUUGUUUGCCGGCUGGAGGAAUUCAGUGCCAAGCUGGGUACAUUAGUUGGUUAUCUUGUCUUUCCUUUGAAAGGGCACGUUGUACUUCUGGCAGCUUCAGGUUUUGAACCCUAAAUUGUGCUGAUCCUAAUGCACUUGCCAGUUAAGAGCAAUAAGAAGCAGGCAGCUUUCAGAGCAGGUGUGAUCCUAUUGCAGCAACAACAAACAAUCUUUUUGCACCCUACAGGAAUCUACAGUUCUUACGGCCUGUGCUCUCAUAGAAUCAUAGAAUUGUAGAGUUGGAAGGGACCCCGAGGGUCAUCUAGUCCAACCCCUGCAAUGCGGGAAUCUCAAAUAAAGCAUCUAUGGCAGAUGGCCAUCCAGCCUCUGCUUAAAAACCUCCAAGUUAGGAGAGUCGACAGCCUUUCAAGGGAGACCGUUCCACUGUCAAACAGCUUUCAUGGCCUAGACUCCAAAUGUAUAAUGUGUCGUCCUCAGUUGAUUGAUAUAUGCAUGGGCAUAAAGGGUGUGUGUGUAAACAGUGGGGUCAAAUAGUGAUGGUAAGGUAAAGGGACCCCUAACCAUUAGGUCCAGUCGUGGCCGACUCUGGGGUUGCGGCGUUCAUCUCGCUUUAUUGGCCAAGGGAGCCGGCGUACAGCUUCUGGGUCAUGUGGCCACCAUGACUAAGCCGCUUCUGGCGAACCAGAGCAGCGCACGGAAACGCCAUUUACUUUCCCGCCGGAGUGGUACCUAUUUAUCUACUUGCACUUGGACGUGCUUUCGAACUGCUAGGUUGGCAGGAGCAGGGACCGAGCAACGGGAUCUCACCCCGUCGCAGGGAUUCAAACCACAAACCUUCUGAUCAGCUCUGUGGUUUAACCCACAGUGCCACUCGCAUCCCUACUAAAUAGUGAUGAGUGACCUGCAAAAAAAAUAUGGUCCGUGACGAUUCAGUUAAAUCUUAAAUUUGUGUAAAAUAAACUCUGUGACCAUGCACAGUAGUGGCAAUUGGUGCUAAUACAAUCAUUCACCCCAGUUUUGCUAUGUUAAUUUACCCUUGUAGCUAGAUGGGGGCAGUUUCCAGCCCCACAACAAAAAAAGGGGAAUAAAAAUGUGUGAUGGGAAAAAUGAGGGGGAGCAUUUGGAUUAAAUGCAAUCAAGCUAGCUUUUGAGUUGCACAGGACUUGUCUUUUCUACGUGAACAGCUCUGUACAGUUUGCAGCUAUCAAAUCCACUUUGCCCAGUUGAAAACUGUACCCGGGUCCUGCUUGCAAGCUUUCAACAGGCUUCUUUUGGGGGACCGUGAGAUCAAGGUGCUGGACCUUUGGCCUGAUCCAGCAGAUCUUUUCUUACAUCCUGAAAGCGGAAUCGGGAACUUUGCUGGAUUUGGUAUUCACAGCUCAAUCCUGGGCAUGUUUAUUCAGACGCUAACUUAGGUGUCUAGGGCCAAAGCCUCAGUAAAGCAGGACUCUGCAGAUAUUGACCCGGUGUGCUGUAUGCCAGCCAUACAUGGCAGGUGAUUUUAGACCCCAGCACAUUUCUGCUGCCCUUAACAGGCAACAAACCUAGGAGCUUUAGCAUUGUCCCAUUUAUGUCUACUAAACACAGUGUUCUACCUUCAUGGUCAGAGGCAGUAAGCCUGUAAAUGCCAGCUGUGGCAAUCUCGGGUAGAGUGAGUGUUACUGUGUUCAGGGUCCUGCUUGGGGGCUUCUUGUGGUCAUCUGACCCUGUGGGCCACUGUGACCCUAGAGUGUUGGACAAGAUGGGCUUUUGGUUUGAUCCAGCACAGCUGCUCUUGUGAUUUUUACACCUUGAUGGAGCACGAGUUGUGCAGAUCUGUAGUACAGUGGUACCUUGGUUCUCAAACAACUUGGAACCCAAACACUGCAAACCCAGAAGUAAGUGUUCCAGUUUGUGAACUUUUUUCGGAAGCCGAACAUGCUCCGUUUUGAGUAUUGCACUUCCGAUUUGAGUACCACACUUCCGUUUUGAGUGUUACGCUGAGGUCUGUCUGUUUUUGCUAUUUAUUUUGCAUUUUUGUGGCUUUUUUUUUGGUUUGUGACUGUGUGGAACCCAGUUCAGCUACUGAUUGAUUGUGUACCUACAGUACAGUGGUACCUCGGGUUUCAUACGCUUCAGGUUCCAUACGCUUCAGGUUACAGACUCCGCUAACCCAGAAAUAGUACCUCCGGUUAAGAACUUUGCUUCAGGAUGAGAACAGAAAUCGCGCAGCAGCGGCGCAGCAGCAGCGAGAGGCCCCAUUAGCUAAAGUGGUGCUUCAGGUUAAGAACAGUUUCAGGUUAAGUGCAGACCUCCAGAACGAAUUAAGUACUUAACCUGAGGUACCACUGUACAUUGUUUAUUGCUUUCGUUUGGAUCAAUGGUCUCGUUAGAUAAGUAAAUUCAUGUUAAAUUGCUGUUUUGGGGGGUUGUUUUUAAAAGUCUGGAACAGAUUAAUCCAUUUUGCAUUACUUUCUAUGGGAAAGCGCGCCAAAACACUUUGGUUUUGGAACGGACUUUCGGAACGGAUUAAAUUUGAGAACCAAGGUACCACUGUAGAGUUUUUGUGGGCAGGUAUGCAUUGGGUCCCAAGCAGGCCAUAUGCUCUGCACGUCCCAAAUUCAGUUUCUGUCAACUUGUGUUAAAGGGAAUCUCAAGUAGAGAGCUGAGAACCAUCUCCGCCUGAGUCUAUGGAGGUGCACUACUUGUUGGAGUUGACAGAGCUGAGCUAGAUGGAGCAGUGGUUCGCAAGACAGUGGGGACCCAUGAUUAGUUUCUUUAAAUGCCAAGGGGUGGUCAGUAGAGGUCCCUGAAUCACAUCAGCACUGGAGUAAGUUAACCCUACUAUUGCGGUUUCUCACUACACGCUCCAAAGUGGUCAUUUGCUCCAUUAAGAGAAACGUGUGGGUACCUAUAAUUGUUCCCUAACAGGACAAAAUAGAAAGGAGAGGGAGCAAGUUUCUAGGGAGGAAAUGGCUGAAAGGAAAGGACAGCAAAAGAAGAAGUUGUAGUCCCAACUGGGACCACCCCACAUACACAAACAAGACAGCUGGGCUAUAGAGAAAUGCAAAGAUACAGGAAAUCUGAUCAUCAACAUCAUUGUCUGGUUGCUGUUCGUGUAGCACAGUUUCAAAUGCUUCUAUAUAGUCCUAAAUUCCAAGUUUCCUAUUACUGAGCUAUUUUUAAUACAGUGUGCUUAAAUUCAUUGUUGCUCUGGCAAUAAGAACAACAACAAUAAUUUUAAAAAAUGGGAAACAGAGGAACUGAGAUUUAUGAAGCAUGGAAGCCAUAGCUGAUGCGAGAGUGAGGUGUCAGAAGCCAGAGGGUUUUCUUGACCCUUUAAAAAGCCCAUAGCCUUAGAAGAAGAGGACACCACCCACUUUGGGUUGUCUUAAACCCCUCUGGUUCGAGCAGGACUGGAACAUGUCUAAGAGGGUUCGGCAAUUAUAGCUUAUAUUUAAUAGAAUUGAGGUUUUUUCAGGCAUUCUGGAAAUCACUAUCAUAUUCUGGAAUUUUCCAUUUCCUGACCAGAAACAGCUUUCCAACAUAGUACUCAACUUUUCUAUCAUUCUGUGUAAAAGUAGAGAAGAAACCACUCCCUCCCCCAUUUUAAUUUCUGCCAACAGCUGUGUAAAAUCAGGAAUUACAAUAGACUUUUACUGUUCCAAGCAAUUCUUACAAAAUUUUAAAAAGUAAACUUUGCCUGAAGUGCUUCAAGAAGCAUUUACUUACAUCAAACACCGGGGGGGGGGGGUUACAGUGGUACCUUGGUUCUCAAACGCCUUGGUACUCAAACAACUUGGAACCUAAACACUGCAAACCCAGAAGUAUGUAAGCAUUCCAGUUUGCAAACCUUUUUCGGAAGCCGAACAUGCUCCAUUUUGAGUUUUAUGCUUCUGUUUUGAGUGCCACACUUCCGUUUUGAGUGCUCCACUGAGGUCUGUCUGUUUUUGCUGUUUAUUUUGCAUUUUUGUUUUUUGCGGCUCUUUUUGUUUUUGUGACUGUGUGGAACCCAGUUCAGCUACUGAUGGAUUGAUUGUGCGACUGCAGUACAUUGUUUAUCACUUUCAUUUUGUGGAUCGAUGGUCUCGUUAGGUAGUAAAAUUCAUGUUAAAUGGCUGUUUUAGGGGUUUUUGAAAGUCUGGAACAGAUUAAUCCAUUUUGCAUUGCUUUCCAUGGGAAAGCGCGCCUUGGUUUUGGAACGCUUUGGUUUUGGAACAGACUUCCAGAACGGAUUAAGCUUGAGAACCAAGGUACCACUGUAGAAAUAAGUGAAGAAGCAUCCAUAUAUAAUAGCAAGUGGCUUCACACUUUGCUUCCCCUUGUGCUUUCUCUGUGUAGCUAAAGUAGGGGUGGUGAAUCUGUGGCCUUCCAUAUGUUGAUGGACUACAACUCCCAUCAUCCCUGACUAUUGGCCAUGCUGGUUGGACCUGAUUGAAAUAGGAGCUCCCCGGAACAUCUAGAAGGCAACAGAUUCUGUACCCCAAGCUAAAGGGAUGAAAUGAGGAAACAACAUGAAUAAGUUUGACCAAAUAUUAUUUCUACAAAUGGAUAUGUUUCAACGUUUAUGCCCUGCCUUUCUGUGAUCAAAAUCAAACUCAAGGCAGCUUUCAAAUAAAGCUUUAGGUCACGGGAAAAGUCUUGUGGCCUCUUAUAGUAUAGACAGUGCUAUGGAGAGUUGUGGGGGGACAACCCCAGAAAACCAGGAGGGAGGUAGAAUAGAGCUGGAAUAUUCUCCAGAUGUGGACUGCAGCUUCCAUCUGAUGGAGGUUAUAGACCAAAACAUCUGGAGGCAACCACAUUGGCUGUUCUUGGAACAGAGUGUCUUAGCUGGGUUACUGGAACCCUAAACAAGGCCUCUCCAUACCGGGCAAUUUGUUGUGUGUCUGACUUGGGUCCCAUAAUCCAGGAAAAACAGGGUUCCCUGUGGAGAUGAUUCCAUAUACCAAGAAGGUUUAAAAACAAAUACAAAGAAACUUAUAAAUGUGUGAGGGCGGGGGGAACCUGCAAUCAGUGAUUUGCCUAACUUUGUAAAGCAGUUUUUUGUAUACUGUUCCAGAGUUGUCUCUCUGAUUCUGCCCCCAGCUUCUGAGCUAUCAAUACAUAACUGCGUCUUUGUUGACAUAGAAAUUAACACCGCCUAGAAUUGGUGAUAUGUAGGCCAUGAAGGUUUGCACCUUUUCCAUCUGUUUUCAAGGAUUGAGGUGAUUUAAUUAGCGCUUGCCCUAGUUGCUCCCUGACAUUUGGUCCAGUCGGAAUAUUUUGUGUCGUUCUGGGUGGUGGUUUUAUGCAGAGAUGUGAAAUGGCAGAAGAAGGUGUUGGAAAAGUGGAAAUGGGUAAGGAUAAACAGGGUCUCACCUCACAAGACAGAGCGAGUUGACAAAAAUCAGCUCUGUCUGUUAUACAUACAUAUUUAUAUGAAACACGACAUGUAGAAAACCAAUAAUACAGAGGUUAGGCUCAGAACUUUCUUUAUGUGACAUGGUACUUUUCUAACCAAUUUAAUCUCCCCCUUUUUUUUGGAAUGUUUCAAGUUACAGGCUUCAACUACUGUUUGCUCUGAAUGUAUCUCCCUCCCCCCCCCCCAGUGCAAGAGACUGGAAUAUUAUAUGUUUAAGAAAUAAAUUUAUGUUGUAAUUGGGGUCAUAAUGGCUGAGUUGUAAUUGUUAUUCCUGUUGGCUUGUUUUUGAGAACAGCUAUAAUGUAACUUUAAAAACUCUUGUUUUUUUAUAUAACUGGAAGUAUAAAAUUGGGCUGUCCUAGUAGGCUAUUUGUCUUUGUAACAAGGGGAAACAUUCAAAUAUGCAUUCCUGACCUUCAGUCUUAAGUAAUACCAUUGGGGGCCAGUUUUAUCCCAUGAUCUUCUCUUUGGGAAGAUUGGCUGUUAUUCAGCUAAACAGUUAGCCUGACUUGGGUGUCAUGCUAAACCAUAGUUUACUGUGAUGACAGUUAGUGUAGGGGAGCCUUAGACUCGUGCUACCCACACCUUCCUAUAGUGUGGCUGAGAGGAGAUGCUCAAAAGCAUUUGUUUCUGUUUUUGAUCAUCCGAACCUGACAAAUUAUGGAUAAUUUUAACUGGAGUCAAUGGAAAUUGCGGCAGCUUCAAACUGGUUUCUGAACCUGGUUUAUUUUAACCAAUUGUAGUUAAAACCAACCACAGUUUAGAGUGGGAACAACACACUAAACUGUGUUUAGCCUAAAUAUUCUGUGGUUUUAAAAUGCAGGGCUAAUGCCUCUACAGACCAGUCCUAAGCAUGUAAGUUUUACUGAGUUCACCGGGGCUUCCUCCCAAGUAACAGAGAAAAGGUUACUUAAUUGGAAGCAAAUAACGUUUGAGAUUGACGGGAUUUCCUUCCCCGUCAAGUCUGUUGCACAUUUCUUAAGCAGAUGAAUCUCUCAUUAGGCUGCAGGCAUUGUCACACUGUGUGCAUUUUAUCAAGGUCUACGGUAUCCUUUUACUGUGUGAUACUUUGUAAACAGAGCUCUGGCCUAGAUAGGUUUACUGCUUCUUUAUUCCUGCCUAGUUAGCAAUCGGUUAGCCUCUUUCCUUUGUCCCAAGUUAUUUUACCCAACCCUCGCUUUUCAGGAGCCCUUCCUGCAAAAACCACAAAGCUCCAAGAAAUCAAUUAACAACAGACAGCCGAGGCGAAAUGCAAUUUAGGUCAUCUGCAGCCAGUAGGGAAGAGAGAGACGAUGGCAUUCUGUGAACACGUCCCGAGUCUGUCCAUUGGCCUGUCUAGUCCAGUCCAGUCUGCUCUGAUUGACAGUGGCUCUUCUAUGUCUCAGAGGGAGGGUCUUCGCUACCACCUGUUACCCAAUAUCACUUUAAUUGAAGGUGCCAGGAAUUGAAUCUGGAAACUUCUAUCUUCUGCCACUUAGCUGCAGCCUAGGGAGUGCUGGAGAAAUCGUUGUUCAGCGUUUAAUGCAGACUUAAAUAGCCACUUACAUGGUAAUCUGUGGCAAGGAGAAAUUCUCUCCAGGUGACAAGACAGGGAAGCUCUACAGAAGUCUGGUGUUUUCACCUAUUAAGUUGCAUUUGAAUAGCCUUGGUAUAGAUGGGCAGGCGCUGUGAGUUAAACCACAGAGCCUAGGACUUGCCGAUCAGAAGGUCAGCAGUUCGAAUCCCUGUGACGGGGUGAGCUCCCGUUGCUCAGUCCCUGCUCCUGCCAACCUAGCAGUUCGAAAGCACGUCAAAGUGCAAGUAGAUAAAUAGGUACUGCUCCGGCGGGAAGGUAAACGGCGUUUCCGUGCGCUGCUCUGGUUCGCCAGAAGCGGCUUAGUCAUGCUGGCCACAUGACCCGGAAGCUGUACGCCGGCACCCUCAGCCAAUAAAGCAAGAUGAGCGCCACAACCCGAGUCGGUCACGACUGGACCUAAUGGUCAGGGGUUCCUUUACCUUUACAAUGGUCACUGGCCACUUUUGUAGACUUGCUUGCAAGGCCAAUAAACUGGUGUUUGGGCUAAAGUCUGACUGCGUUUGACUUGCUUUGGCGCGGUGAAAAAGAAAUAGCCUCAGAUUUCUCGUACCUACGGGACCACCUCUCCCGGUAUGCCCCGUGGAGGACCUUAAGGUCCAUAAAUAGCAACACUCUAGAGGUCCCAGGCCCUAAGGAAGUCAGAUUAGCCUCAACCAGAGCCAGGGCCUUUUCAACACUGGCUCCAGCCUGGUGGAACGCUCUUGUCUCAUGAGACCAGGGCCCUGCGGGAUCUGAUUUCUUUCCACAGGGCCUGUAAGACAGAGUUGUUCCGCCUGGCCUUUGGCUUGGAAUCGACUUGAUCCCCUCCCCCUCUUUCCUUUCUCCUUCUGUGAUGGAACUCCUGUUUGGGGACUUCCCUGGCUUUUUGCUGGCCCACGUAGGACCAGUCUGGAUAGUUGGCCUUGGUGAAGAUUUGACAUUUUCAUCCCCCAAAAGUUUUUGAUUUGAGUUUCUACUGAAAGGAGGCUGCAUUUUAAUGUUGUAUUUUAAUCUUGUUUUUAAGUUGUAUUUUAAUCAAUUGUUUUUAUACCCCCGAGCCCGGUCUUGGCUGGGGAGGGCUGGGUAUAAAUAAAUAAAAAAGAUUAUUACUAUUAUUUGAUAGAGAAGCCAUUCAGGUUUCUCCAUCCAGGAAGUAACUACUCGCUUCCCCCUGCCCAAGUUAAAGGAAAAGGGGAGUGAAUUUUUGUUCGAGAAUUCAAAGAAGCCUCUUGAAGUGGGCAGGGCUGUGUCAGGCAGAUCAUGGCAUGCGUAAUAAUCAUGGUUUGAAAUUAGCAGGGCGCCAGGCGCGUUUUGCACCUAAAGAUUCUCUGUUUGCGAGCACCUCAGAAAGUCUGGGUGCCAUUUUUAUUUUUUUAUGUUUUUUGCGCCUGGCUGACACACAAUAAUUUCUGAAAUGUAUGUGCUUUGAAGCCUCGAAGUAUAUGUUAAGGAUAGACAAUACGUUAAGGAGUUUAACAAUAAAGAGUAGAGUGUUUGGAAGACUGAAGUAUGGUACCAAUAGUUUUUAUUGUAAGCACCCAAUUAAACAUGUAUUAACAAUUUCUGCUAAGAGCGUGAUAUUAAGAAUGUGUCACUUACGUGAAUUGUGUAUUAGCUCAUGCUUAUCAAAAUAAGAAAUAAAAAGUGUUGCCGACACACACACACACACACCCCAGUGACAACUAGACAAUCUUUUUUGGUACCCACAACCCAGGUCCCAAAAGCUAUUUGGCUCCUAGCUUUUCUAUCCCAGCUUCUAACACUGAUAAUAAAGGAACAGAGAGGGGGAGCAGAUAUAAUUGCUCCCAGACAACCCGAAUGUUUGAAGGGUGGGGUUUUCCCCUGAGACACAGCUUUGAAAAAGGUGGCAAUUCAGGAGUGUUGGAGCGUUACUGCUUUUUCUGGGCUGCAGUUUAGCUUGGUGUUUGAGUUAUUUUGCAUGCAGAAGAUCCUGGUUCAGUAAGCAAUAUCCCCAGUUCAAAACCCAAAAAGCAAGACAUCUGCUUAAAAUCCUGAAAAGGUGCAGCUUCUCAAAGUAGACAUUGCUGGCCUCGAUAAACCGAUAGUCUGGCUUCAGGCAGCUUCAUGUGUUUUCCGACAGUUUUUCAGGAGGGGAUGGGAGACUAGGGUGGGCUACAGUUUCCCCUCACCCCUCUUCUAGCAAGCAACUUCUCCCCAAACUGCAAAUCUUGUUUUUAAGGGGAAAGACAGCUCUUAAUUAGAUUCCUGGCCGGCAUUUAAAUUCUCUUGGUGCUGUACUGUUGGCAGAAAUAUGCAAGCGCAUCUCUUUCAGCUAAAGGAACUGUAGAUUGGAAAAGCACUUGAGAGCUAGUUCAUUACUUCUUUGCUUUCCGUGGUGAAUUAAUUAGAUUGCUUCUUUCCCCUAAAAUCUCCCCCCCCCUUCCUCCGUCUCCCCAUCCUCAAAGCUGCCAGCUUCAAUUUUUGAUUAAUUUUACUUUGGACGUUCAUAUUGCCUUUAGUAGCUUCAGCAGCAGCCUCGUUAAUACAUCUUAACUCAUUAUAGUUGUUUGUAUCCAACCAUAGCUUGCUUUGCACAAGGAACCAUGGGUCUGUGGCCCUCUUGAUGUUGGGCUGCAUGAUGUGGGAGUUAAAGAUAAAGGGACCCCUGACCAUUAGGUCCAGUCGUGGCCGACUCUGGGGUUGUGGCGCUCAUCUCGCUUUAUUGGCCGAGGGAGCCGGCAUACAGCUUCCGGGUCAUGUGGCCAGCACGACUAAGCCGCUUCUGGCGAACCAGAGCAGUGCACCGAAACGCCGUUUACCUUCCUGCCGGAGCAGUACCUAUUUAUCUACUUGCACUUUGACGUGCUUUCGAACUGCUAGGUUGGCAAGAGCAGGGACCGAGCAACGGGAGCUCACCUCGUCACGGGGAUUCGAACCGCCGACCUUCUGAUCGGCAAGUCCUAGGCUCUGCGGUUUAACCCACAGCGCCACCCGCGUCCCUUGAUGUGGGAGUUGAAGACCCACAAUUUCCACCCAUGCUUUUCCCAAGAGUCACUUUCUCACUGCUGCAAUGGCUUACCCGUUUUUGUCUCCCUUUUCACAAAUAUGUGAAUGUGAUUAACUAGGGGCUGUGCCCCUGCUCACUCUUCUCCCCAACCACUGCCACUCCCCCCUAUUAACCCCCUGGGGUCCCCCCUUCUCACCCCAUGCCACUAUCUCCGCCCCCACCCCCUCAGCCCAAACACUGAGGUCCAGCACCGCAGGAGGAGCAUGUGAAAAAUAACAAGGUAUACCACAGCUCAUUCUAGACUUGGCAUCAGCCUUGCAGAUUUGCAUUGGCUCCCUGUAUGAUCCCGAGCACAAUGCAAAGUGUUGGUGCUGACUUUUAAAGCCCUAAACAGCCUCAGCCCUGUGUACCUGAAGGAGCGUCUCCACCCCCAUCAUUCAGCCUGGACAUUGAGGUCCAGCUCCAAGGGCCUUCUGGUGGUUCCCUCAUUGUGAGAAGUGAAGCUACGAGGAACCAGGCAGAGGGCCUUCUUGGCAGUGGCACCCUCCCUGUGGAAUGCCCUCCCAUCAGGUGUCAUAUAAAGAACUACAGUGGUACCUGGGUUGUCAAACUUGAUCUGUUCCGGGAGUCCGUUCAACUCCUGGAACUGUUCGAAAACCAAGGUGCAGCUUCCGGUUGGCUGCAGGAGUUUCCUGUACUCAAUUGGAAGCUGCGUCGCAUGUUCGGCUUCCAAAGAACAUUCUAAAACCGAAACACUUGCGGGUUUCCGGUGUUUGGGAGCCAAAACAUACGAGUACCAAGGCGUUUGUGAACCAAGGUACACAACUUUUAGAAGACAUCUGAAGGCAGCCCUGUAUCGGGAAGUUUUUAAUGUUUGACAUUUUAUUAUGUUUUUAUAUGUGCUGGAAGCCACCCAGACUGACUGGGGACACAUAGCCAGAUGGGCGGGGUAUAAUAAUAAUAAUAAUAAUAAUAAUAAUAUUUCUGCUAGUGGAUCUGUCAUGGGCACCUAUUGGAUAGUGUCUGUGCCAUCAUGGAUAAUGAGUAUUUCUCCCAUGCUGCUCCCCAGUUUCUCAUUUGGGGCAUUUUUCUGGAGGAAAAACAGCCUUCCUCAAAAAGAGUUCUAAUGGUUUCAGUGUUUAAAAUGGACGCAGUGUGUUUGUAAGUUUCCCUAUUCUGUUUCACUUUUAUUAUUUCCCUUCCUUCUAACAUUUCCCUUUCCUUUCAUAACAACAGGAGAUACGGGAAGGUAGCAUCUCAGAGGCGUUCUUGUUGCCACCCUCCUUGCAACAGGUGCCAUUCUUUACUUUCAUUGGUGCUGGAGAGCUGGGGUUGCUUCUGCUCUGAAACGGAUGCACCAAUCAUUCACAUCCACUUUGGCAACCCAGGCCUUUCGUUGAUACAUAAAUCGAUAAGGAAAUUGGAUCAUGUAAUAUAGUUCUAAUGUGAACUGCCAUCAGAUGAAAAAUCAUGCUGGUGUAUUGCAAGCCGGUGUGUACAGAGGGGUGCCCGGGGCAUGCAUUCCUUGCCCCCAUGCUGAUUAUUUUAUUGUGAUAUUUAAUGCACAGGAGUUGUUUUUCAAACCGCAUUCCAGAGACCCCUGGGUUUUCUCAGUGAGAAGAUGAUUGACUGCAGAGAUGCUUCCCUGACAAAACAGUCACUACUAUUGGCAGAACCUAUUUGGUGUUUCGCAACUUUCUGACUAGUUGCAGGACCUUAGCCAGACCUAGCAGAGUACACACAGAAUCCACGGAAGCAACUGGUGACUUGGCUGCAGACAGGAUAGACAAAGCAGGAACCAGGAAAUUGUAGUUAGGUGUUUAUUAUAUACAGUGGACUAUUUACAGGAACAGAACACGGAUCUUUAGCUAGCUCUCUCUGACACGACUCACAACUCCCACACUGACACACUGAACCACUGAACUACUAGUUAGUAGGCCAUUAAUUAUCACUCCCUUGAGAGAGCUUGACCAGUCAGGGAGCUGUCUCUAUGCCUUUGUUAUCACCAGGCAGAGUUACUCCUUCAGAUUGCCUUCUGGCUGUUUGCCAAACCUUAAUUGACUCUGUGUGAGUAGCUGCAUGUACACAGUUUCCCAACAACUACUACGGGGUAGCUGCCUUAUUUGUGAAUCAGAUCACGCAAAGCAUUGACCAUUGAGCAACAUUCUUCCUGUUCUUCCUCUGCUGUGUGCAGCUCUGGAUAAUGUUGGGUAGCUUCUCCUAGGACAGGGGUGCAGGUACCAGGUUUUCAUGGCCUACUUUGUUCAGGGCCAGCAUCUGGAGUUGGCAGGGAUGCUGGGCCUUGGAGAGGCCUGUUGCUGCUGCCUCUGCCACCAAACCCUCCCUUGGCACCAUCAGGUACCUCACAUGACAUAGAAUCAUAGAACCAUAGAGUUGGAAGAGACCACAAGGGCCAUCGAGUCCAACCCCCUGCCAAGCAGGAAACACCAUCAGAGCACUCCUGACAUAUGGUUGUCAAGCCUCUGCUUAAAGACCUCCAAAGAAGGAGACUCCACCACACUCCUUGGCAGCAAAUUCCACUGUCGAACAGCUCUUACUGUCAGGAAGUUCUUCCUAAUGUUUAGGUGGAAUCUUCUUCUGUAGUUUGGAUCCAUUGCUCCGUGUCCGCUUCUCUGGAGCAGCAGAAAACAACCUUUCUCCCUCCUCUAUGUGACAUCCUUUUAUAUAUUUGAACAUGGCUAUCAUAUCACCCCUUAACCACCUCUUCUCCAGGCUAAACAUGCCCAGCUCCCUUAGCCAUUCCUCAUAAGGCAUCGUUUCCACUUUGACCAUGGAUCCUCCUGUUUUCUGCCACUAGUUGCUUACCACCUUCCCCCCUCGAUGCAUUUACCCAGGCCGCAACACUCCUUCUGGAUACAGAGCUGCUCCUUGGUGGGUAGCAGAAAAGUCCCCAAGAUGCAAUACCCACCAGUGUCAAAGUUAGGCAUUGCAUCUUGGGAAAUCUGCCACAGAGCUAUAGUCUUCCCACCACAGAGCCAAGUAAUGCUACAGCUGGGGAGACGAGUGACUGGCAACCAUUGCCACACUGUUGAUGCAUGCCAGUGACCUGCCAAAGUCUUCUGUUUCAAUCGGAGCCGGAUGCCAAAUAUAGGCUCAGAAGGGCAGACAUAGAAUUAAGGGUCGAGGUGCCUCAACACAUGCUCAACCCAGGAUUUGUUCCUUCUAUAUAAACAAUUAGCUUCAUCCACUCCUGGGUUCCCCCACCACACGCCCAGUCUAAUUUAGGGAGAUAAAUUAUUCCUGUUCUUUAUUUGUACCCUGCCUUUUUCCCCUGACAGAAAUUCAGGUGGCUUACAGAUAAAAUAGGAACAACUAAAAACAUUGGGGGGUGGACGACAACACAAUAAUUAAAAAAAAUUAAACAUCAAUAAAACUUUGUUGUUUAGUCGUGUCCGACUCUUUGUGACCCCAUGGACCAGAGCACGCCAGGCACUCCUGUCUUCCUCUGCCUCCCGCAGUUUGGUCAAAUUCAUGCUGGUAGCUUCAAGAACACUGUCCAACCAUCUCGUCCUCUGUUGUCCCCUUCUCCUUGUGCCCUCCAUCUUUCCCAACAUCAGGGUCUCUUCCAGGGAGUCUUCUCUUCUCAUGAGGUGGCCAAAGUAUUGGAGCCUCAGCUUCAGGAUCUGUCCUUCCAGUGAGCACUCAGGGCUGAUUUCCUUAAGAAUGGAGAGGUUUGAUCUUCUUGCAGUCCCUGGGACUCUCAAGAGUCUCCUCCAGCACCAUAAUUCAAAAGCAUCAAUUCUUUGGCGAUCAGCCUUCUUUAUGGUCCAGCUCUCACUUCCAUACAUCACUACUGGGAAAACCAUAGCUUUAACUAUACAGACCUUUGUCAGCAAAGGGAUGUCUCUGCUUUAAUAAAACUAAAACUAUUAAUAAAAAUCAAUAAAACUAAAACUAUACAAAUAUUAAAGGUGUAUUAAAAACUACAUGUAAUUACAAUCAAAACAGCAUGGCACCUCCCUUUUCGUUAAGAGCCUGAUGGAGCAAGAUACAGUCGUACCUUGGAUCUCAAACGCCUUGGCUCCCAAACAAAUCAGCUCCCGAACGAUCGAAACCUGGAAGUGAGUGUUCCAAAUUUCGAAUGAUUUUCGGAAGCUGAACAUCCGGCGCAGCUUCCAGUUGGCUGCAGGAGCUUCCUGCAGCCAAUCAGAAGCUGCUUUGGUUUUGAAAGUUGAAUGGGCUUCCGGAACAGAUUCCAUUCAACUUCCAAGGUACGACUGUAGUUGGAGGGACAGCAAGGAGGGAGCCAGUCUAGCUUCUCUAGGGAGGGAGUUCCAACUUUUCGUUGAUUGGGAUGGGCUGUUUAACCUUUGUAUCCAGAAGGCCUCACUUCUCUCCACAAGGACUGAGUUUCCACAUCAGUCAAGGUAAAGUUAACAGGGUUCAGUCUUUUCAAACCCUUUGCAAGUCCCAGUUCUGUGUCUGCAAUCUGAAACUAAAUACUGGGCAGUGUUGCACCAGUCUGUCUCUAUUUUGUUAUCGCUGCACCGAGAGUUGCUUUUGGCUCUGCAAUUCUGAUUAUUGCUUGAAUAAUAACUGACAAGUCAAUUGCAGUGAACUUUGAGAAAACUCUUUAUUAAAAAUAUUUUUUAGAAAAAAGUGUUCUUCAACCCCAAACCAAGUUUAUUAAAGGCUUUUGUUCCCUGAACCAAACACCAUUGCAUUGCAUCAGGGCAGGCGUUGCUUGCGGUUGUCAUAGCCCCAUGAGUUGAAGCACCCAAAUACAGCAACAAGGAGCCAUAGCUCGGUUUUCCCCAACUGGGUGCCUGUCGUCCAGCUGUUUCGAACUACAACUUUUCUCCACCCCAGACAGCACAGCUGAAUACUGUGAACACUAAAUUCUCAUUCCGCCACUGACUAGCUGACUCACCGGCAUAUAUUUAUUUGUUGUUGUUUUCUCGAAAGACUUACAGCGUAUCGCUUCUUUGAUUUCAUAGGCCCGAUGUGGAUUUUAAUUGCAAAGCAUAAUUACCUUGUGCUGAAAAUGUUUUGACUAUCAUAAAUAAGGGGCUCAACUGUCAGAAUAGAGAGCUAUAAUCUCAUUAAGGGUAUAAGAAGCAGAGAUUACUUUUUAAGGCAACAAGAGGCAGAAUUCCUUUUGUUAAGUUGGCAUUUGUACCUGGGCGCUUUAGCCCAGGAUUAAGGAACCUGUAGCUCUCUAGACGGCUGCUGUAGCAUCAGCUGAUUGCUUGUACCGUAUGGUUUUUAUGGAUUUGAUAUAUUAAUUGUGCAAAUUGCCUUGGAACCAGAUUUGGUGAAGGGCGAUACAUUGAGGUUUUAAAUGCAACAUUCUUGUUUAUUCUGUUGGUGAGUUGCCUAACACUGAGCGGUCUCCAGGCAACUCACAACAAUUUAGAAACAUGCAAAAAUCUUAAGGCAACUAAUAUAAAACGACAUUUUAACGUUGCCAAAAACACUACCAACAGCACAAAUAUGCGGUAAUUAGAGCAUAGCAACCAGGACAUCAUAUGCCAUCUAAAGUAAGCAAUAAAGUCUUCUCACAAUAUCUGGAUGGGGGUCCUGUGGCUAGCACUCUCAUCAUUUAUUUUAACCUUUAAAUCACGAACUUUGUCAAAAGACCACCAGUUCUAGGUUCUCCGUUUACAACAUAAUAAACUUGAUGUGUCAGUACAUAACAUAACAUCCACAGGAUGCAAAUUAAAACAGUUAUACAAAUACAAUUCAAUAAUCUGAACCAUACAGCCCAAUAAAUAAUACACAACAGUGCAUAAUGUAUAUCGAACCUAAUAACUAAAUACGAAGCAGCAAUGACAAAUUAUGCACAGUAUCAUCCCAGCAGUAAAUUUUACAACCCCGUGAAAUAGAGUCUCAUAACAUGUUAUUACCCACUUAAAUUGGAUGCAACUAUUAAACAUAAUGCACAUGUAAUAGCAAAGGCCUCUUGAAAAAUGAGGGGGAAAUCAGCAGCAGGAUAUCUGAAAUUCAGAAACAGUGCACAAGUGCUUAUACGUCUUUCUUCAAAGCUGGGUGAGGGUUGUCGGAGGAACCCUAUGCCCCUUCUGAAAACUACAAUUCCCAGAGUUCCUUGAGAAGAGGGGUUGAUUUGUAGCUCUGUGGGAAGACUAGGCACCUCCUAACAACUCUCAGCACCCUUAACAAGCUACAGUUCCCAGGAAUCUUUGGUGAAGCCAUAACUGUUGCCAAGGAUACCGCUUUGAGCGUGAUGGGAGCCUAGAUCAUAAAUGGCCAUUGGCCAUGCAGCUGAUGAGAGUUGGAAUUCCAGCAGCAUCUGGAGGGCACCAGGUUGGGGAAGACUGUUGUGUAGGGGAUUGGGGAACUGUGGGAGAGGAGAAACCCUGCUCCCCUAUUGAGUCAUUUUGGGCUCACAGCUGUCCAUGGAGGCGCAGGUCAAUUCUGUAUCCAGGGCAGCUGUCUACCAGCUCCACCUGGUACGCAGGCUGAGACCCUACCUGGGGUCUUGCCAGAGUGGCGCAUGCUCUAGUUAUCUCCCGCUUGGACUACUGCCAUGCGCUCUACGUGGAGCUACCUUUGAAGGUGACCCGGAAACUACAACUAAUCCAGAAUGCGGCAGCUAGACUGGUGACUGGGGGCGGCCGCCAAGACCACAUAACACCGUCUUGAAAGACCUACAUUGGCUCCCAGCACGUUUCUGAGCACAAAUCAAAGUGUUGGUGUUGCCCUUUAAAGCCCUAAACAGUUUCGGUCCAGUAUACCUGAAGGAUCAUCUCCACUCCCAUCGUUCUGCCCGGACACUGAGGUCCAGCGCCGAGGGCCUUCUGGCGGUUCCCUCAUUGCGAGAAGCAAAGCUACAGGGAACCAGGCAGAGGGCCUUCUUGGUAGUGGCGCCUGCCCUGUGGAACACCCUCCCAUCAGAUGUCAAAGAGAUAAACAACUACCUGACAUUCAGAAGACAUCUUAAGGCAGCCCUGUUCAGGGAAGUUUUUAAUGUGUGACACCUUAAUGUAUUUUUUGUCUUUGUGGAAGCCGCCCAGAGUGGCUGGGGAGACCCAGCCAGAUGGGCAGGGUACAAAUAAUAAAUUAUUAUUAUUAUUAUUGCUGGAGUAACCCCAAGAGUCUUGCGUUACUUUACAGCUGGGAUGGGAGAGCCUUUGGUUCUUGCUAGAACAUCUCCCAUCACCCUGGACCAUUGGCCAUCUGGUUCGGGGCUGAUGGGUGUUUGCAGUGCAUCAUACCCAGACGUUCAUCUGCAUCCCUGUUGCUUUCUUCAACUACCUGCAUUCCCAGUGCCCUUCCUGUCUUGAUCCAGAGAGUCUGAGAGAGGGAGCGAGAUCAUCCAGAUAGGAGUUGAUUGGCAGUUUAACACGCCGUCAUGAGUCAGCAGCUCCAUCACAGCCACCUGGCGCUAGUUGAGCUUUCCCUGGUUGCCAUGGCAAUGUUAUUUUAACAAACAGCCUCUUAAUAUUUAACGGAAGCCCUGCCUCUGGCAAGGCCGCACAUAGGCGCUGUAUCGCUGCUGCAUAAGAGCUAGCGGCAAAGAGCGGUUUGGGAGCCAAAUUUUUUGGCAUCAAACCCUCUGCUCCCCUGACGAAUCGCUGCAAUUCAUUAGCUGUCUGAAAAUGUAUGCCUGUCCCAUAGCCAGAGACCAAAUGCAAUUUAAAGGAAAACACAAGUACUCCUCAAUUGACGGCAGUUACUUUAAAACCCCCCAAAAAACUAAUGCAUGAAUCCUCUGAUAGUAUUUACUGAGAACAGCUGAAAUUCCCAUCCUGCCACUUCCUGUUUUCUAAACUCUGAGCUGGGUUUAGUUCAGGCUUGAUUUUCUUCGUUUGCCGCAUCGAUUUUUCUGCUUGAACAUAAAGUGUGGGUUGCUGUGCAGUUGGAGAGAGGGGCAGUGGAGGGCAAGAGGGAGAGCCUCAAUCGGCGGACGCGAUAUUUAGGGAAACGAAUCUUUUGCAGGAGACUUAAAAACAGCAGAAAGAGGACUUUGGGCUAGUUCUUGCAGAUAUUCGCGGAGCCUGAAUAAUUCACUCAGCUUUCAUAUUUUAUGCAGGAACUUUUGCUUCGGAACAUUGUGUCUCAGACAAUGGGCUCAAAGGCCGCCGGCUCCUUUUCCUCUCCUAGGGGAGUCGUGACUUUUGUUGCGGUCGCUGAGUAACAGAGGUGAAGAGCAACGAGCUUUGGCUGGGGGAAGUGCAGCUUGCGAUGGACUCUGCAGUCGUUGCUUUGGGGGCAGGGGUGGGGGGCAAGCCGCUAACGCCUAAGCUUGUUUGGACCCAAGGUGCUUGAUACUCGGGUCCAAAUAGUUGGGCAGGCAAUAAUAAUAAUAAUAAUAAUAAUAAUAUAAUAUAAUUUAUUAUUUAUACACCGCCCCUCUGGCUGGGCUUCCCCAACCACUCUGGGCAGCUUCCAACAGAAUGUUAAAAUACAAUAACCUAUUAAACAUUAAAAGCUUCCCUAAAGAGGGCUGCCUUCUGAUGUCUUCUAAAAGUCUGGUAGUUGUUUUUCUCUUUGACAUCUGGUGGGAGGGCAUUCCACAGGGCGGGUGCCACCACCGAGAAGGCCCUCUGCCUGGUUCCCUGUAACUUGGCUUCUCGCAGUGAGGGAACCACCACAAGGCCCUCGGCACUGGACCUCAGUGUCCGGGCUGAACGAUGGGGGUGGAGACACUUCUUCAGGUAUACUGGACCGAGGCCGUUUAGGGCUUUAAAGGUCAGCACGGAGUGUGUUACUUCCGGGUUUCGCCACUCGCGCAUGUGCAGAUGGUCAAAAUUAUGUCAUGUGCAUGCGCAGAAGCUGCGAAACGCAACGCACUGUCGCGUCUUACGUUCUGUUCAGGAUGCGAACAGGGCUUCGGAACAGAUCCCGUUCGCAUCCUGAGGUACCAGGAUUUGCAAAACGGACUAGAAAUCUAUACCUCUCUCCUAAAUCGCAAGGAGAAAUAGACUUCUUCCAGAUGGUUGGUUUGGAGAGUUUCAAGACAAGGCUGUCCUCUGUCUGCAUUGGUACUUGAUUUAUGUUUCGAACCACUGGCAUGCACAGUGUGACAGAAUAGGUGAAUUAGUGGUUUUGUUCACGAGCAAGUAGAAUUUAAACAAGCCUUGUAUGUGGAUGAUUUACUGUAAGUGCUUAGUAGACCCGAGGCAUUUGUACCAGAGUUAAUAAAAAAAUAAUUAAUAGUUUGGGUAGAAUUUUGUGGUAUACAAUUAAUUGGUCAAAAUGGGUAAUAAUGCCAGUGGGCAAUAGAUUAUUUGUAUACAAAGAGGUGGUUUGUUGGUGCCCAGAGCUCCUGACAAACUUAGGUGCUUUGAUUCCAAGAGAUAUUUCUCAAAGGAUUAAACUGAACCGAAACAAGUUGAUAAAGGAGGUUUCUAGCGAUUUAGAACAAUGCACAUUACUUAAAUUUAGCAUUUGGGGUAAGGUUAACAUACUACAGAUUAAUAUUGCCACGGAUAAUAUUAGUGGUAUUUUGUUAUCUAUUCCCCAGAUAUAUUCCCCCCCCCCAAAAAAAAUUGGUUAUUUGGGAAGUUAAUUCAGGACAAUAAGAUAAUGCCAGUAACUGAAGGUGGUUUUAAUUUUCCAGAUAUUAGUAUGCAUCUUAAGGUGUGUCAGCGUGUACAAAUGAUUGACAAGUUUCUCCUCCUAUCAGUGCCCCAGCUUGAGUGAUUCUAGAGAUGGUUUAUUUCACGCUUGUUCUUGGAUGGCUAAUAAUAGUGUCUAAAUAUGGUAAAAGGACCUGUAGCACCUUUGAGAGAGAGGGAGGGAGAUGGCGUAUGUUGGCCUGUCAACUACAAUAUGAUCCACACGCUCACGCUAAAUUAACUUUAUGUGGUAAUCUAGUUCUGAAGAUAGGCAGGCAGUCUUUUUUUUUUUUUUUUUGCGAAAGGAAUGGGUGGCAUGUGGAAUACAUAUAUUAGACCAGCUGAUAGACUCAGAUACAGGAUGUUUAUCAUUUCUUGUUUUACAGCUUAAGUGUCAAUUAUCAAUGAGUGCGAGAGUGGCAAUAUUUUCAAUUACAACAUCUGCUGGUAUCUAUUUAUGGCCCAUCUGCUUUGAGUACUUUGGCAUUUCCUAAACUGUUAGAGGGAAUUAUUGACUACUUACAGAAAACCAAACCCAUAACCACUGUUUAUGAACUCUUAAUGGAUUUUGGUAAGGUAGACGUUCCGGAACUUAGAGAAGCGUGGAAAAGGGAAUUGGAAGAUAAGCAAUGGGAAAUUGCUUUAGAAUCCAUACAGAAUGGUUUCCUUGGACCUGAAAUUGAGAUUGAUACAGCACAAAUUGAUAUUUCUAGUACAUUGGACUUUAUGGCAUUUGUAUAGGAACGCUUUGUCUAAUGCAGAUAGAUGUUGGAAGGUGUAAUGCUGAGAAAUGCGCCUUUGAGAUAUAAGAUCCAGGUUUGUCCAGUGAUACAUUUCUUUUGGACUGAGGUGGUUAUUUACAUCAAUUUUGUGCUGAAAAACUUCUUGAUAUUUGCAGGAGCUCAUGUGCUUUUAAACUAUAUCCCUGUGGGAUGGGAACUAUCAGACAGACAACAAAAGUGGGGUUUGUGAACCCUUAUGGUGGAUAAGAGACUUCAAUUUUGAGCCUGGAAAAAUAAAUACCCACCAUCUAUUACACAACAGUCUGAGCACCUGACAGCCCUGGCAACAUAUUUCAUAUAAGCAUCUAUCUCAUGUGGAAUCUAGGGGGCUUAUGUUUGCUUUUAAGAUUUGUGUACUGAUUGUCAUUGUAUCCACAAUGUGAGCUGGUGGUGGUCUACAGUUAUUAGUAUUAUUCGGAUACAGUGGUACCUUGGGUUAAGAACUUAAUUCGUCCUGGAGGUCCGUUCUUAACCUGAAACUGUUCUUAACCUGAGGUACCACUUUAGCUAAUGGGGCCUCCCACUGCCGCCGCACAAUUUCUGUUCUCAUCCUGAAGCAAAUUUCUUAACCUGAGGUACUAUUUCUGGGUUAGCGGAGUCUGUAACCUGAAGUGUCUGUAACCUGAGGUACCACGGUAUUAUUAUUUGAGUGUUUUUGUUUUAUUUUUUCCUUACCUUGUUGGAUUUGCAAAUAAAAAGUAAUAACCUGUUCGGAAAACUGAGGAGUUACCGUAUUUUUCGCUCUAUAACACGCACCAGACCAUAACACGCCCGUAGUUUUUAGAGGAGGAAAACAAGAAAAAAAAUAUUCUAAACGAAAUAGUGGAUAUAUGAUUUUUGUGGUUCAUGCUGUGGCCACAGACAUGUGAUCUGACAGUGAGUUUGGAGUAGCCCAAUGCAAAAAUCCUGAGGAUCCAUGCUUUGUAACCACGGAGGAGGGAAGGAAGGGGAUCCAUGGAUCCUCUGCGCACGACUGCAGCAGAUCCCCCCCUCCCCGGCCACCCACAAGCAUUCACUCCAUAACACGCACAGACAUUUCCCCUUACUUUCUAGGAGGAAAAAAGUGAGUGUUAUGGUGCAAAAAAUACGGUACUUUCUUUACUGUCCCGUCCCCCCCAUAUGUGCCCUGGAGUCUGUUGUGGACCUUUUGUAUGAAAGCUAUUAGACCUAGCAUUCGCUGCGCACGUUUUGACUUUCAACUGUGCAUCUCUGUGCCUAGCCAAGGAGACUGUCAUCCUCCAUGUUUCUCGGGUCUGUUUAAGCCUGGAGAUAUCCUGCAAGACCUGGACGUGACCCAGUUCCAGAAAUGAGGUUCAGUGCACUUCUGAUCUCCCGGGAAGCGGGUGGUGGUGGUGAUUUUCACAGAGACUGAACUGGAAGGAGAGAAACUCUCGCCCUGUCAUAUCGGCCGUGCUUCAACUCCGCCAGUUCAGACCGUGGCCUAAUUUGGUGAUUUCAUUCUGCCUCAUUAGCUGUCGCUGCCGUAGCAAGAGGGGACACUUUUUCCUGAAACAUUUCCUUCAUGCAUGUCUUUCAAAGGUUUCAUUGUUUCAUGGGUUCAGCGCAAGGGUGGGGAGACACGUGCCCCCUCCCCAAUAUUGCUGGAAUGUAAUUCCUAUCAUCCCUGGCUGUUAGCUGUACUGGCUGAGGCUUAUGGGAGUUGGAGUCCCAAUUGCAUCUUCAUGGCCACAGAUCCCACAUCUCUGGUUUUGUGGAAGAACCACUCCUAAUACAGUGGUACCUCAGGUUAAGAACUUAAUUUGUUCUGGAAGCUAAGGGGCCUCCCGCUGCUGCCGCGCCACCGCCGCAUGAUUUCUGUUCUCAUCCUGAAGCAAAGUUCUUAACCUGAGGUACUAUUUCUGGGUUAGCGGAGUCUGUAACCUGAAGCGUCUGUAACCCGAGGUACCACUGUAAGCAGAUCUGUAGCAAUAUAGUGUUCUACUCCUGGUUUCUCAUAUUUCUCCAGGUCGCUCAGAUACCUGCAUUGGAAGACUAUGGAAUUAAUAGUAUUGCGUUUCCAUUCCUUUUUAGAUGGCAAUGUGUAUUACUUAAGUUAACUUCAAAAUGGUAGCCAUGGGUGUUCGAUGCAGUAGGGGAUAAGUCUCUCGCCCAGAAUGAACCAUAACCUCCAGAUUCCCAGUUUUCAUUUUAAAAAUAAGACCUAAGUUUCUAGCUUUUGUAGAACCUGAAAUAUGACGCAAAAGGCACAGGCAAAAUUCUGUGUGUGAGAGAGAAACUAGCUUGUGUACUGCAGCCACCCAUUGCUGUGUUUUAAUUUACCCCCUGCUGGAAAAAUCUCUGGAAAAUGAUCUUGCUGUUUUUUGGGGGUGCUCCUACUCAUCUUCCUAAGCAAGGCCUUGAUAUUGUUCCCUUGCCUUGAUAGUGCCCUUACCAGAAUGUAUCACGGCAGUGUGUGCAUUUGUAAAUCUCUUUUAUUAGUUAUUGUUUCUAGUUCAGCUGAGCUACAUGUAGUGAAAUUAAUUUUGAAUCUGAUACGAAUGCCCAAGUGAUAACAUGUUGUGAAAGUGGAAAGAAAUUGAUUUUUUAUAUAUGUUGUAGCUGCAAAAGGAAGCUUGUAAACUGAACUAAAUUACAGUUUCAAUCUUGUACACUCUUAUUUUGGGAGCACGUGCUGCUGAUCCCAGUGGCACUUACUUGUCAGUAAACAUGCAGAGGAUUGAGUAGCGUAGUUUAUACGCUAGAAGGGUAUUCAGGCUUUUUGUAAUUUCUUGCAUUAAAAUAGUUUUGAAGGUCUUUAAAAGUCCGCUGCCCAGGAGCAUCAUUUAAAUUAGUCAAUUGUUUAUUUAUCUCCUGCCUUCCAAGAGCCUAAGUUGGCAUACAUGGUCCUAAAGGUAAAGGUAAAGGGACCCCUGACCAUUAGGUCCAUUCGUGGCUGACGCUGGGGUUUCGGCACUCAUCUCGAUUUAUUGGCCGAGGGAGCCGGCGUACAGCUUCCAGGUCAUGUGGCCAGCAUGACUAAGCCACUUCUGGUGAACCAGAGCAGUGCACGGAACCGCCGUUUACCGGUACCUUCCCGCUGGAGCGGUACCUAUUUAUCUACUUGCACUUUGAUGUGCUUUCGAACUGCUAGGUUGGCAGGAGCAGGGUCCGAGCAAUGGGAGCUCACCCCGUUGCGGGGAUUCGAAGCACCAACCUUCUGAUCAGCAAGUCCUAGGCUCUGUGGUUUAACCCACAGCACCACCCACGUCCCUACAUGGUCCUAACCUCCAGUAAAAUUACAGUAUAGCAAUCUUUUAUAGCACCAAUAAUUUCUCAUCCCUGAUAAGACCACUUAACAGACUGAACAUUUUGUGCAUUGCAAUGCAAUGCAAGGGGUUGGAUCCCUGAAAUCUCUUCCAGGUCUGUUUGCAAAACCUGCACGUGUGAUGAUGUUGUUAUUGUGCCAAGAGGAAAGGGAAUGCAGCUCUCAGACUGAGAAAGGCUCCCUUCUUCUUGCCAUAAAACAAAUGAAAACACAGUCGGAAGCUUUUGUGAUUUGGAUGGCUUCCAGGUAAAGUCUAAAGGAUGUCUGUUUAUGUUGUAUGAGACCAUGAUGGUUCUGUUACAAAGCAGAGAUGGAGAACUUGUGACCUUCAGGAUGUAGUGGUACUGUCGGUUCCCAAACCCAGCCAGCGUGGCCAGUGGUCAGGCAUAAUGGGAGAUACAACCCACCAACACCAGGAAGGCUACAAGAUCUUCAUCCCUUGUCUUAAGGGUAAUCAGGCAUCAAGCUGUGCUGAAUCAUAAGAACAGUUUUGCUGAAUUAAAUCAAGGUCCAUUUGGCCCUAGGUUCUGUUUCCAACAGCAGACUCCAAAACUUUAUAGAUCAUAGGGUUGCAUCCAACACUCAUCGUCCUCAGAGUAGACUCAUUGAAAUUAUGAGCAUGACUACCUGAGAUCCAUUAAUUUCAGUGGCUUUACUGUGAGUAAAACAUAGCUGGAUACAUCCCGGAAAAGGGUUUUCUGACUCUAAUGACUCGCUCCCAAAGACCCACCAUCACCAGAGUCUUCUCCUCAAGAUUAAUGGGGCAUAUUGAGAAUCUGCUGACUGGCGAAUGACUCGUUGGCACUUCUGCCUUCAUGGCAACUUGUAACUAAUAAAGCUUUUGACAUUGCUGUGAGAACAGAUAAUUAUAAAUCUCCUUUUAGGGGUAGGGAUUAUUGAGGCUAGUCAUAUGUUCAUUGGUACAAUGUGGUCACAUCUCAUUGACAUUACCGUAUUAGUUCUACCAGAGUCCAGCCAGGGAGUCUUUGACACAUCUUUUUUCCCCCAUAACCUGCAAUUGGGGUACAGUGGUACCUCUGGUUACUUACUUAACUCGUUCCGGAGGUCCGUUCUUAACCUGAAACUGUUCUUAACCUGAAGCACCACUUUAGCUAAUGGGGCCUCCUGCUGCUGUUGCGCUGCUGCUGCGCGAUUUCUGUUCUCAUCCUGAAGCAAAGUUCUUAACCCGAGGUACUAUUUCUGGGUUAGCGGAGCCUGUAACCUGAAGCGUAUGUAACCUGAGGUACCACUGUAUAUGCAUUUUUUGCUGGCCUUGGUAGCCAGCCAAAAUUUGUGCUUCCCAUGGCCGCCUGGUCAGGUCCUAUACUAAAUACAGUGGCUCAAGGGUUUGGUCAGUAGGCCUGAGACUGCCAUUUACGUGAAGGAGGAAAUGUUUCGUAUCGGUAAAAAAAGAGUGCACAGAUUUGCAUGUCCUAAACUGUGGCCAGUUCCACAGUUCCUUCUCGUGGUUCUAUGUCUUCAACCCUUGCAAACUGAAAAUGGUCUCCUUUAAAUUAGGACAUGUGGACACCCGAGGGUAGGCCUCGCAGGAAGAGAAAUACUGGUGUCACACGAUGGAGACAGACUGAAGGUCCCUGCUAGGAUAAUUUUAUUAGGAAUUGGAAAAGUAUCCUCUGGUCCGCAACAAUACCGAGGUUCUGAUGAAAGUCUGUAGAUAAAAGUGCAGAAAUUGCAUCAAUCUUUUUUUCUGAAAAGGAAAGGGGGCAAGGUUUCGCUCUCUCUCUCUCUCCCUUCUGUUUAAAUAACAGCUCUUUGUUCCUCUCCAUUUUAUUUUAUUUUUUUCAAGCGCUUGCCGCUGCGGUACAUACAGAUCCAAGAGUCUUUCAUCCCCAAAUUCCCCACCUUUACCUUCUUCUUUUUAACAAGCCCCAAUUACAAGCCAUUGAUUUUCUUCUGGCUUGCCCACUGAGAAAGAUUGACCUGCUGUGGCGCGUCUUCAGAGAGCAGCCCUCUUUGAGCUGCUCUGAGGUCAGCAGCAAAAGCAGGAGGCCAAGUUAAAAGAUCGUCUCUUCUUCUUCUUCGCUUCAUCCUUCACUUCCCUCCUGCUUGGGGGCUGCGCCUUUUGGAAACGACGAUCAGAGGCACUAUUAUUAGACACCUUCAUUUCAACGUUUCUUUUUAACAACCUUGAGGAGCCAAGGGGGCAGCAAGAUUCCUUUUGUGAGAAGCCUUUACAAUUCCUCACUUUGGGCCUAGAGGAAAUCAUGUCCUCCUUGUUCACCUUUCUUUGGUUUAAAAUCCUCUGUGUCCUCCUGUUUGCCUGCCCCAUCCUUUCCUCAGUUUCCUGUGAUGGGGCCAAAAUCACAGGUGUUUUCAUGUCUUGCGGUGGUCCUCCAGGUAUUGCUAUCGAAGAUCCUCCCAUGAAUGAUGUUGUCUUUGGGUUCAAGGAGUCAAGGAAGGGUUGUUGCUCAGGGCUAAAGCCUCUGUCCUGCAUGCAGAAGGUUCCAGGUUUGAAUCUCAGCAUCUUCAGGUAGGGCUUGGAAAAACCUCAGUCUGAAAUCCUGGAGAGCUCUUUCCAUUUUUUAAAAAACUGUGUUAGAUGAGCCAAUGGUUUGACUUGGUAGAAGGCAGUAUCUGGGACUGGGUGGAUAAAAAUCAAUGAUUUUAUUUUUUUAAAGGAUUUUUUAAAAAAAUUGGAUUUUAAAAAUAGAAUGCUUUUGGAGGAAAAUCUUUCUAAAGAUCGUUUUCUAUUUAAGUUACAUUCUAGUCCAAAGACUAUUCAUCAGUAAAUAAGGAUUUGUUUUAGGUUUUUCAUGUGUGCUAAAAUUCAGUCUUAAGGAUUUUUGUUUUGAUUUUUAAAUGUUUAACCACAUCAAGUUAACAAACAUGGAUACAUAUGCUAUAAUGUUAUUCUUUUACUUAAAUAAAUUGUUUAAAUUGUUAUUAAGGAAAAUAUUGUUUUUCUCCUUCCAACAAAGUACAGCAGAAAAGUUGCCCAAUAUAAACAGUUAACUUAUUAAACCUCACAACAAUUUCAUAAUUAUUUGUAUGUAUAACCAAAUCAGUAAUUUUUGAUAUAACUGUAAAAACUACUCUGAAAAUUUAUUAUUCCAAAAAUGAAACCUUCAUCUGGUUGUAAAUAUUAAGAUUAUACCAGCAAGAAUGAGUCUUUCUGUAAAAAAAAUUUGAUUUCAAUCAAGUCUUACUGACUAGUGAUUUAAAUCGUGAUUUAAAUCAAAUCCACCCUGGUCUGGGAGUUGCUUCUUUUUGUUCCCCCAUCUAUUACUUAUCAAUAAAACAAUUUGGUGUGGCAUGAAAGUGUGGCCCAGAGAAAAAAGUUGAAGAACCACUGAGAUAAGGAAAAACCUUGGAGCAGAACAGACAGGUGCUCGUUCUGAGGCAAAACCUGAGCAUAUCCGGUCAGGCUUGCAGGCCUCUUUUUCUUCAUUAGUGCCAACUCUCUGGCGCUUUACUUUCGGAUUUUAUCAUUCCCACCAGGGCUCUUUGGCAGAUCAUUAAUUUCUCAUUCUCUUCAAAGAGAGAUGCCCUUUCAGCACACUCUGCAAAAGUGAGUAGUUCGGGUUUUUUUGCAGGCAUAUCCCCUGUGGUUUUCCCUUCCAAAACUCUAUUUAGCUGGUCCAAUGCAGGCUUGUCAUUUAAAAAAAAAACAAAAAAACAGAAUUCCAAGUAUGCUGCAUUGAGGAAGAUCUUGAAAUGCAGGGAAAAAAUCCUUUUGUUUAUAUUUUCACACCAGGCUACACCCCUUCACAGUCCACCCUUCACUGUAUUUUCAACAUGGGGGAAUUAAAAAGGUAUCCCGUCUUGUCUGGAACAGGGGGGCUGUUGGAGUGAAAAUGUCAACAGAACCAUUGUGCUUGAGUUGGGUUGCAGACGCUCUCGGCCGUUGGUUUUUUGAGAGCUAGCGGUUUAUCAUGUUGGAUUUCAAACUGUUUGUUUAUUUGCUCAUGAUUUAUAUCCCACUUUUCCUCCUAGGAAGGCAAGGCGGAGUACACAGUUUUCCACCUCCCCAUUUCAUUCUCACAACAGUCCUGUGAGGUAGGGCAGGCUGAGAGGGGGGAUUUGAACCCUGAUCUCACCUCAGAGAUUCCAUGUUAGGUGCAAUUUUAUGGUACGAGGUAAAAAAACACCAGCAGCUGCCACAAGUCUUGUAUUGUUAAUGUUUCAAAAUGUGAAAGCCAGCCUGUCCUAUAAAGCAUCUUUUACCAAAGUGAUUAAUGAUUCAAAAUCGCUAACACGAGGCCAAGAUGUAACUUUAAAUAUGUACAACUAGCAACAGGAGAGGACUUUCCAAUUAUGUUUUAUGUGACCUCCAUCCCACCCUUACCCCUACCCCAAUAGUGCCAGUCAGAAAUAAGGUGAUUUUUUUAAAAAGGGGUUUAGAACAUUACAUUGUACCAAUCAGAGGCUUUGAACUCAAUGAUGUGAUUUUUAUUUUUAUUUUAAGCACAAUUUUUACACCUGCUUCGGUGGAGAUGGUGACUUUUGUACAGCUUUGAAAUUUAAGUUUGUUUAUGAUUCUUUCAUUUUGUUUCCUCUUAAGUUGCUAGGCUAGCAGUUUGCCAGGCUUGUUUGCAAACUCGAAGCUCCACUUGAUUUUCCAUUCAAUCUCUUGAUUUAUAAUCAUCGAGAAUUGUGUCUGUAACAUUUUUAUGUUCUGUUUAAUUAAUUCGCUAUCCAGAUUAUUAAAUAAUUCUUUUUCAUUUCUUCCCAUAUCUCCUUCUUUUUCUUCUCCCUGAUUUUCUUUGGGUAUGCAUUCUGUUGUAUAAAGAACCCUCUUAUAACAGCUUUACUCGCAUCCCAUGCAGUUUUAAUGUCAGUCCCUUGGUUCAGGUUAAGUUCAAAGAAUUCUUUUAGUGUCGACUUUGCUUUUUGUAGGACAGUUUCAUCAUUUAACAGACUCAUUUAGUUGCCAUCUUCUUGCUUUUCUUCUCAUCUCCUUUCAGCCAUGCCCAUACCGGGUUAUGGUCUGAGAUUGUUCUUGGUCGGAUUUCGACCUUAUUUACCUGAAUUAGAAGUUCUUUUGAGGCCCAAAUGGGGGCUUUGAAAUUUAAGUUAGGGGCCACUGCUGCUAUCUACUUGCUGUAAAGUGCUUCAUGAUCAUAGAGUUGGGUCACCUAGUCCAACCCCCUGCAGUGCAGGAAUCUCAACUAAAGCAUCCAUGACAAGUGGCCAUCCAACCUCUACUUAAGAACUUCCAAUGAAGGAGAGUCCACAACCUCUGAAGCGAGUCCGCUCCACUGUCAAACAGCUCUGACACUCAGAAAGUUCUUCCUGAGUUUAAUCAGAAUCUCCUUUCUUGUAACUUGAAUCCAUAGCAGGAGAAAACAAGCUUGCUCCAUCUUCAUGUGACAGCCCAUAUGAGUAUACAUGGGCAAUGUUCGAAAUUAGCCAGGCACCAGGUGCAUUUUGUAUCUGGAUUUCAACUACAGUGGUACCUCAGGUUAAGAACUUAAUUUGUUCUGGAGGUCCGUUCUUAACCUGAAACUGUUCUUAACCUGAGGUACCACUUUAGCUAAUGGGGCCUCCCACUGCCGCUGUGCCGCCGCUGCACAAUUUCUGUUCUCAUCCCGAAGCAAAGUUCUUAACCCGAAGUACUAUUUCUGGGUUAGCGGAAUCUGUAACCUGAAGCGUCUGUAACACAAGGUACCACUGUACAUUAUUAUUAUUAUUAUUAUUAUUAUUAUUAUUAUUAUUAUUUAUAACUCGCCCAUCUGGCUGGGUUUCCCUAGCCACUCUGGGCAGCUUCCAACAAAAUAUUAGAAUACAAAAGUCCGUCAAACAUUAAAAGCUUCCCUAAACAGGACUGCCUUCAGAUGUCUUCUAAAAGUCUGGUAGUUGUUUUUCUCUUCGACCUCUGGUGGGAAGGCGUUCCGCAAGGCGGGCGCCACUACCAAGAAGGCCCUCUGCCUGGUUCCCUGUAGCUUUGCUUCUUGCAGCGAGGGAUCCGCCAGAAGGCCCUUGGCACUGGACCUCAGUGUCCGGGUAGAACGGUGGGGGUGGAGACGCUCCUUCAGGUGCGACCCUACAGCCAACCCAAGUACAGAUGUCUGGCUGCCAGGAUGGUGCCUGACUUAAAAAUAAUAAUAAUAAUAAUAAUAAUUUAUUUAUACCCCGCCCACCUGACUGGGUUUCCCCAGCCACUCUGGGUGGCUUCCAACCGAAUAUUAAAAUACAAUAGUCUAUUAAACAUUAAAAGCUUCCCUAAACAGGGAGCAUUGCGUUUGGACUGUUUUCACACAUGAACGCCCCAUCCUGUAGAAUUCUGUCAGUUAUAUUUUAUCUGCACAAUUGGAAUGAAAAUGCUUUUUUCUGUGCAGCCUGAGCAGAAGCAGUUGCCAUUAAGGAAAAAGGGGUUGGAAUAGGCCAAUAUCUAUGAAGACUUUCCCUGGACCAAGUGACUUUCCUUCUUUAAGUUCUCAAAGUCAUUAACCGAGCUCAAGGUUGUCAUCUGAACUGGCCAGAUGUUUAACUGAGAAUCAAUCACAGUCAAUCCAUCAUUUGAAAAAUAAGACACUAGAGCUGUCUUGCCCCCAAAUGGCAACUAUAUAUUUUGUUUUUGCGACUGCAGCCUUGGUUUAAGGAGCCAUUUGGCACCUAGCUUAAAUACCUGAGAUUCUAACAUUGUAGUCAGGCCUUCAGAAUUUCAGUUGAAUUUGCCUGUUCAUUCAGGCCCCUUUUCAUUCAUGCCUUGCUGAGUCUUACUUUUGCCACGGCCCCAGCCACCACUGGUAUAUGGCCCUCAAGACGUGGCCCAGAAGCGAAUGUGGCCCUUACUGCUGAAAAGCAUUCCCUACCUCUGAGAUUAGGGUCUGUAUUAAGCCCCUUUGUCUAAGCACUGAAGCUGUUCCAACGGGUAUGAUUUAAGCAAGUGUUUUGAAAUCUAACACUUGCUUUUUCAUUCUGCUGGAUGCCAGGGAGAAAAAUGUGCUUUCAUGAAAGCUUUCUGCCAAUUCAGACAUAUAUUGGGACAUACAACAAGGAACAAAGAUGUUCAGAUGUACAUCUGAAAUAUAUGUGGGUGUAGCACAGGGAGAAGUGAGAUUCCUACUGCUUUGUAAACAGCUGACAAAUGUUGAAGUGUUAUUACAGACUCUUAAAGAUGAUACAUUAAGUGAAUGAAAUUUUUAGAUUUUUUUUUUAAAUGCUCUUAGUCUUACAGUUAUUUUGUCUCUUUCCAUUAAGUGCUCUAAACGACAUUAGAUCUGAACACAAAGGUUCAGGGAGUUGGGCACCAAAAUAAUUUAUUGCUCUUUAAUGACAAGAGCUUUAAAAAAAGGCAAGUAGAAUCAAUGAACUCUCUUCAUUCUUCAUGAGUGUCAGGGAACUGACAUCGGAGCUAGAGGCGGAGGGAAGGCUCUCAAAUGAUGCUGGAGAAGGGCCCAGCAGGGAGAGAGGCAGCUCAGCAGAUGGGGAAGCAAAUCAGCGCAACACCAGGAAUAAAGGGGGGCAGAUGGGGGAAUCGGCGAGAGGGCUCCCAGACUCUUCACCGGACACCAGCGGGGAGAGCACGGGUCCUCCGCUACCCACGCCCUCCCUGCGCAGAAGACUUCCGCGCAGAGAGAUUAGGAGGAGACUGGGUGUCAAACAACUUUUAUGUUGGAAAAGGUUUAAGAAACGCCCACUGACGGAUGCUGCUAGCGACUGAGGCAGUCACGAAGUGAAGGGCUGUCCAGACUGAGAGGUUUAACAAGGCAACAAAGCCAGGAGAGGCGGCAACUUACACACGAGCAACCCAUACUCAUUACAAUGAGCUUAGCAUACAAGUUUAAUGUUUUUGUGUGUGUUUGUAAUGUAUUGUACAACUGUGUCACUAAGUUUGUAGUGAACUCAGGAAAUUGUGUACCAGUUUUUCUUACGACUAAUCUACAGUGACAAGGAGCUGGAAACUUGAUAAUCAACUUCUGGUUAGAAUUUCUGUCAUAUUUCAUUACAAAAAUGCGGGUGGUAUAUCUGCCCCUCUCUGUUUGUGCCACAACCCAAAGUAUGUGCAGCUUUAAGGCAUGGGUAGGCAAACUAAAGGACUAAAGGGACUAAACUAAAGGGACGCGGGUGGCGCUGUGGGUUAAACCACAGAGCCUGGGACUUGCCGAUCAGAAGGUCAGCGGUUCGAAUCCCCGCGAUGGGGUGAGCUCCCGCUGCUCAGUCCCUGCUCCUGCCAACCUAGCAGUUCGAAAGCAUGUCAGAGUGCAAGUAGAUAAAUAGGUACCGCUCCGGCGGGAAGGUAAACGGCGUUUCCGUGCGCUGCUCUGGUUCGCCAGAAGUGGCUUAGUCAUGCUGGCCACAUGACCCGGAAGCUGUACGCCGGCUCCCUCAGCCAAUAAAGCGAGAUGAGCGCCGCAACCCCAGAGUCAGCCACGACUGGACCUAAUGGUCAGGGGUCCCUUUACCUUUACCUAGGCAAACUAAGGCCCGGGGGCCGGAUUCGACCCAAUUGCCUUCUAAAUCCGGCCCACAGACGGUCCGGGAAUCAGCGUGUUUUUACAUGUGUAGAAUGUGUGCUUUUAUUUAAAAAUGCGUCUUUGGGUUAUUUGUGGUGAAUAGGAAUUUGUUCAUUAUUAUUUUUCAAAAUAUAGUCCAGCCCCCCACAAGGUCUGAGGGACAGUGGACCGGCCCCCUGCUGAAAAAGUUUGCUGACCCCUGCUUUAAGGAGUCAACAUCGGCUGCAUACAUACCAUAUAUUUCAAGCACAUUUCCCCUCCUCCCCAAAAAUAAUAUUCCUGGGAACUGUAGUUUGUUAAGGGUGCUGGGAAAUGGAGCUUUGUGAAGGGUAAACUACGGUUCCCGUGAUUAUUUGGAGGGGAGAAUGCUUUAGAUGCAUAGUGUGCACAUGGCCAUUGCCUUACAUAGGGGAUGGAUUUGAAUGGGGUAGUCACUCUUGAGUAGCUGAAGAGCUGUGAGCAACAACCUGAGGACUGGCUCAUCCUAAAGCAGGGGUGAUCCUCUAAAUUUUGUUGGACGCCAGGUUCCAUCAGCAUGGCCAGUGGUCAGGAAUGAUGGGAGCUGUAGUCCAGCAAUGUCUACAGAGCCUCAAGGUCCCUACCCCUUGCUGUGUAACGCUGUAAAGGAAGUUAAGUGGUGAAAUAGUGGGAGCAGAGUGGGAAAUGGCAACGGAGGAAACCCAGAGUGCUGUGGCUUUUCUUGCCAUUUCAAAAAGCCCAAGGAUUCAGAGAGAUUUCAUUCUGUGAAAUUUGAACAUACAUCAGAAAAGCCCUACUGGACCGGACCAAAGACCUGUCUAAUCCAAUGUCCUGUUUCCCAUAGUGGGUAACCAGAUAUCCAGCCCUCUCCCACUUGUCAUCUCCUGCCAAGUGGAAUUCAGAAAUGGCAGGUAAUAUAGGCAUCGUGAGUCGUCGUGAUCACUUGAUGGCUCUUCACUUGGUGACUCACAAGCCACCUUGGAUUCCUUUUUGAAGUACGGCUGGAUAUGAUUUUCAAAGGUUGGUGACUCAUCAGCUGAUGACUCGGCACUGAAUGUCUGAACCAGCUCCUUUGGGAAGCAGUCUUUGAUGUGAGAGGUUGGGUGAGAGUUCUGUUGAACGUUUAAUCCACGGGUGGGCAACCUAAGGCCCGUCUUCUCAAUCGGCCCACGGACGAUCUGGGAAUCAGCGUGUUUUUACAUGAGUAGAAUGUGUGCUUUUAUUUAAAAAUGCAUCUCUGGGUUAUUUGUGGGGCAUAGGAAUUCAGUCAUAUAUUUUUUUCAAAAUAUAGUCCAGCCCACCACAUGGUCUGAGGGAUGGUGGACCGGCCCACGGCUGAAAAAGGUUGCUGACCCCUGGUUUAAUCUGUAAUGGCUCACCUCAGGCAUAUAGGUCACGCAGCUGUUAAGUGACGCAUGUCCAUCUAUGCUAGCAGGUGGGGCACCUGUGGCCCUACAGACUUUACUGGACUGCUGUUCCCACUAUCCCUGACCUUUGGCCAAUGCCAUCUAAAAGGCCACAGAUUCCCCGCUCCCGAGUUCACCUUUUCCGCUGUUAUUGGCAUUCAUCUGUUUCAGGAGACAAUGGGGGUUUGCAUCUGAGGUGAAGUCCAGUUGCUGCAAUAGCAGCACCAAUGUGACCUCCCCAGGGCAUAAGCCUGGGCAGUGUAACAGUAUGGGGGUCCUGGGCUGCCCAGAUGACAACAAAAUCCAUUUCAGCCUCACUGAUGUGGUCCAAAGGAAAGCAGAACAAGAUGGCGGGCACCAGCUUGGCUGCAGGAGUUGCUGGAAGGAGGUGUACAAGGUGCUAUCCAAUCACUUUAGGGUUUACUCCUUAGCCUUUUCUUCUCCUGAAGAUAUCCCACAAGGCAGCAGAGGUUUAGAGUCAAGAGUUCUCCUUCUCUAGAUGGGCUGCCUUCCCAGGUGGAUGAGCCCCAUCUGCCCCUCACUUCCCUCCAUAGCAGAAACCACCUUCUUGACUGUUGGACCCACUAUUGGUCUCAUCUGUUCAAUCCAUCAGAGCCUGUCUAUUCAGUACCCCACGGAAAUACAAAAACUGACAAUCUGGGGACAUGGUGUAUGUAACAGUUUGCUCAUUGUUUUCCGGAUGCUGUUGACACUGUAUGCUUAGGCUGGUGUUUAUUGAUAUAUCCCAUAUUUAUUGAUAUAUCUUAUUUGUAUCCCCUUUUCCUCUCGCCCCAAAAACCCCACCUCAAGGUGCCCUGACUGUUAUUGUAUUCCACUCCAUUUAAUAAUAAUAAUAAAUAAUUUCCCUAAGAUGCACGUCAGUGGCAGUCCCCAUGCAUCUUUAGGAAGAUAGGAAGCUGUGUUAUACUGAGUCAUAAUACCAUUGGCCUCUGACCCCAUUGUUUCUUGAGAUGGACAGAUGCCAAUGACCAUUGGCCCGCCUGACAGGCAGCAGCUUUCCCAUGUUUCAGGCAUCAUUUCUCUUCCAGCUCUCAUCUGGAGGUGCCCAGGACUGCACCUGGGACUUCCUGAGUGCACAGCAAAUGCUGCCGUGCCACUGAGCUGCAGCCGUUCCCCAAUAAAGGAAGCUUUAUUUGGGAAAGCCAGGCCUCAAUUUAAUUAAUUAUAAAGAAAUGUAUCAUUGGUACUUCUCCAAGUACCUUCUGGGUCAUAAUUAACUAGUGUGGCUUGCGUAAAAGCCACAGUUCAAUAUUAUUAUUAUUAUUAUUAUUAUUAUUAUUAUUAUUAUAUGAAUUUUUAUACCACCUUUCAUCUGAAGACCACUGGGUAGUUUACAAUAUAAGACUUCUUGCACUACUGCAGGCAGCAGUUUUAACCAGCCCUCGGGGGUUUGUUUGUUUUUUUAAUGUACAUCAUUUUAUUACAAAAUUGUUUAAAAAGUAAUACAAUGCAAUAGCAUGCAAGACAAGGUUGACUACCAAUUUUACUACCGUUUUUUUAAACUCUGCUCAAAAUCAGGCUGUCACUAAAUCCAAAGAACCAUUAAAUAUGCCUGAACAUUUGACAAUAUCAGCUUUUAAAAAUCUAACAGUAGUGGCAUUCAGCUGCUACUUACAUUAGAAUACAGGUCUCCCUACAAUCACAUUACCUAUACACAAUUCUGUACAGUUUUUAUACUGAAGCUAACAAUGAGCUGCACUCGACUUCACAUUCUUAGCUAAAUCAUUGACUUUUGGGUACAAAAUCUUUACAGCAGCUUUAUAACUUCACUCUUCAUCUUCAUCUUCCUCCUCUUCUUAGUCUUCUUCCUCUUCAUCAUCACCUUCAGGUUCUACUUAUUUCAAAUGGGGUGGCUUCACCUCCAGGCUCUUGUUAAUGCCCUCCAAAAACAAAAGCCCUGCUUCUCAAAGUCAGGUGGAGCUCAGAUCCUCCAUUUGUCUUUUUUUCACAAAUCGUUAAGCCAAGCAGCAGGCGGUGUGUGGUGCCUCAUGCUAAUAAGCUGGCAUCCUUCUUUGCCCCAUUUUGCGGGUGACUUUGAAACCUGGGAAGUGCAGCCCUCUCCUGUGGCAAAGGCUCUUUUUCUCCUGAUGAAGCUGCCCUUCUCAGGCUUUGAUGCCUUGAGAGGAUGCUUCCAUCUCUAAGAGAGAGAGAGAGAGAGAGAGAGAGAAUGCUGAUACAGUGGUGCCUCUCAAGACGAAAUUAAUUCGUUCCGCGAGUUUUGUCGUCUUGCGAUUUUUUUCAUCUUGCGAAGCACGGUGUCGGAAAAGUUUUGGAAAAGCUUCAAAAAUCACCAAAGUCUUCAAAAACCUCAAAAAAGGCUACCACACCGCGUGCUAUGAGUUGCUCCUCGAAGUCAAGUCGCAACUGUAUUAACGGUGUUAAGAAAAAGGAAACAAACUUGCAAGACGUUUCCGUCUUGCGAAGCAAGCCCAUAGGGAAAGUCGUCUUGCAAAGCAGCUCAAAAAACAAAAAACCCUUUCGUUUUGCGAGUUUUCCGUCUUGCGAGGCAUUCGUCUUGCGAGGUACCACUGUAUUCUGAUAUUCACUGGCACCCCCUGCAGAGAGCUCUGGGAUUAAAUGUGGCAUCCACUCCCUAGCCAUAAGGUGAUUUUCUGGAGAUUUGGCAUACGGCCCCUUUAUCCUUGCUGCCAGCACUGACUGGCACCUUCAGGGCAGCUUGCAAGAGCCACCUUUUUACCAUCUUGAUAUACGUUUGCCCUGAUAAGAUGUGAACUGCAGUAUCCCAAAGCUUGACACCUUGACGAUCUGGGCAUUGGGACUUCUGUAGGCCUUGCAGGGAUAUGUUUGUGGUGAGGAGGUCAGAAGCACUAGUUUGGUUGCACAUCCACUGACAGAUUAGUGAUGCUUUGAAAUGCACAUCUCCGGAGGCCAUAAAGACCUUGUGUGCUAUUUAUCCCUUCCUCUUGCCAGCAGGAGUCCAGCCAGGCCUGAAAGGAUGCAGAGAGGGAAAUCCCUUUGUUUUGCAGCGCUACUAAGGCAAGUUCCUUGGCAGCUGUAGAGAAACGUAUUUGUGUCUCAAUGUAUGAAGAGGCAGCCUCCAAGAUGUUGCUGGGCUCUGCUCCCAUCAGCUGUAGGUGGCAUGGCCAGUGGUCAGGGUUCUCCAUCACGAAUGUCUGUUUCCAGGCACUGUGAUCAUCUGCAAGGGAUUCCCACACAGCAGGGCUGAGGUUGCCAGGCUUCAUGUGACGUUUGCAGACAUCUUUGUAGCGCAGAGUUGGCCUGCCAACGGGUUCCUGAAGCCAGCUCCCUUGGGGAUUCGGUCGUGGAAACGGAUCCUGGGAUAUCUACAGCUUUAUGCGUUUCCACAGUGGGACGCGGGUGGAGCUGUGGGUUAAACCACAGAGCCUAGGACUUGCCGAUCAGAAGGUCGGCGGUUCGAAUCCCCGCGAUGGGGUGAGCUCCCAUUGCUGGGUCCCUGCUCCUGCCAACCUAGCAGUUCAAAAAACGUCAAAGUGCAAGUAGAUAAAUAGGUACCGCUCUAGCAGGAAGGUAAAUAGUGUUUCUGUGCACUGCUCUGGUUCGCCAGAAGUGGCUUAGUCAUGCUGGCCACAUGACGUGGAAGCUGUACACAGGCUCCCUUGGCCAGUAAAGCGAGAUGAGCACAGCAACCCCAUAGUCAGUCACAACUGGACCUAAUGGUCAGGGGUCCCUUUACUUUUUUAUGCAUUUCCACAAGAGUCUGACGAACACAGUUCCAGCGAAUUGCUUCGCUCAUCAGCAGAAAGCCUUUUGGGAUUUCCUCAGAAGCCCUCAGCACAAGAGAGAACUCCGUAGGUGGCCCAAUUAUUUUGAGCUCUCUGGGCUCCUCCAGGGAAGUAGCAAACAUCUUGUUUCUUUAAUAUGCAAAGUUAAUUAAUCCAAAACUGCUACUGUGCAGAACUUUUUGACCAAUUACAGUUCUCAAUACGUUUCCACAAAGCUGAAAAAAGCAAGUAAAGAAAUCACUGGACCGUCCUUAAAGAAUUCUUUCUAGGAGUUGGGGAGUUUUCCUUGAGGACUUGUUCUCUCUUAAGCAGCAAUUUCUAUCUCACUGAUUAGUACGUUGAGGAAAACUACUUAAAACAUCAUCUGAUCAUCAUCUUUGCUGAAUUGGUUUUUGGCAGCUAACUUCAAAGUAGUAGCCGACCGUGCCGUGUUGUUAAAACCCUUAACCACCUUGCACAAUUGAAAUACUGUAAAUAAAACCACCUUUCAGCUGUGCUAAACUCCAAUGGACUGUCCUUGGAGACAGCUCACUAUAAAAGUGAAGCUCAGCCAGGCGAUACCGUUUGAUAUGUUUUGGUGGCCUCCUAAGAAAAAAAAAUUUUUUUAGAUCAUAGAAUCAUAGAAUCAUAGAGUUGGAAGAGACCACAAGGGCCAUCGAGUCCAACCCCCUGCCAAGCAGGAAACACCACAGAUCCCUGUGAUAAAUGAAACUAAAGAAUACCACAAGAAGCAAAUCACCUUUUAGAUCCAACACAUUAAGCUAAGAAUAUGGUUUUAUCAGAAAGUGUCAAAAUGGUGGUACAUUGAUUGACUGCUGCUCGACCAUCCCUCAGUUACAAAUUGGGAGGAGGGUGGGUGUCCAGAGUAUGGGAAAUGUUGGUUUUACUCAUUAAUAUUUAUUUAAAAGGGACGUGGGUGGCACUGUGGGUUAAACCACAGAGCCUAAGACUUGCUGAUCAGAAGGUCGGCGGUUGAAAUCCCUGCGACAAGGUGAGCUCCUGUUGCUCAGUCCUUGCUCCUGCCAACCUAGCAGUUCGAAAACACGUCAAAGUGCAAGUAGAUAAAUAAGUACUGCUCCAGCGGGAAGGUAAACAGCAUUUCCGUGCGCUGCUCUGGUUCUCCAGAAGCGGCUUAGUCAUGCUGGCCACGUGACCCUGAACUGUACGCCAGCUCCCUCAGCCAAUAAAGCGAGAUGAGCGCCGCAACCCCAGAGUCGGCCACGACUGGACCUAAUGAUCAGGGGUCCCUUUACCUUUACCUUUAACAGGCUUUGUAUACCAGUUAAGCAUCAAAACAUCUUAGUCAGGGGAGCUUUAAAUCAGAAAACUUAUGGAGAAUGGAAAAUGUUUAAGGAAUAUAUAAGAUUAUAUUGUAAAAAUAAUACCAUCUUAGCAGAACUUGAAUGAUACUUGUGAACAAAAAGGAAUGAAACAAAUACUUUAGUGGAAUGAAUGAAAAAGGAUAUAGAGUAAAGCUGUGCGACAAAACCAUGACAAUAGAAACAGUAUAAUGAGAACAAUUGGAAGUUUUAUGCAGAAAUUUUAUUUGAUGGAUAUGAUUUUGUAUAAAUCUUUGAUUUUUUUUCCUUUUCUUCCUUUUCUUCAUUUUUUUUUAAUUUUUAUGUCUUGAUGGUUUCUUUUUCAGUAUUUAACUUUUCUAUACUUACCUUCGUUGUACAUUUGUAUUUUAAAACUAAUAAAGAUUUACCAUGAAAAAACAAAACAACAAAACAAAACAUCUUAGCGUUUGAUAUAAAAUAUACAUUAAAAGUACCAACAAAACCAGAUGUUUAAAACAACUUAGCCUACUAACAGAAAGAAUUGAAACCCAAACAAGUCACCCUGCUUCAUUUUGGAAAUAAAAUCAGCAGAUUUAAAAAUACGUACUAUAAUAUGACAUAUUUAAAAUACCUGUCUGGGUAAUAAUAAUAAUAAUAGUUGUUUAUUCAUUAUACUCCACACAUUCAACUGGGUUGACCCAGUCACUCUGUGCAGCUUCCAGCAUAAUAUAAAAACACAAAAUGGUUUUAUUGUGCAGCAGAAACAGGCAGUUUAGUUGCUGCCACAUGGAAGGGUCAAUGAUUACUUGAAGGUACAGAACAAACACGAUGUGGCACUUGUGAAAGUUUGUCAGAUUGAUGAUUAUAAUAUGAGAUAACCAUGUGUCCAGGCAGACAUUUUCAGUAAGGGGCAAAGAGUAGAAUUCCUUUCCCCCAAAGCUGUGUUUGACUCCUUGCUUCCUUUAAGACAAGCCUGAAAUAAUUUUCCUUUCCAAUUGUGCUUGGCUGAGAUAAGCUGGAGUGGCUGGUAUUCUGUGCCAGAAAUGAGGGUGAUGGCUCCGUUGGUGCUUUUAUAUGGUUUUCUUAUCUGCUUGACUUGUCUAGUUAAUCGGCUAAAUUAUGUAUAGAGUUUUAACUCUUGAUUUUGUUGUUCUAUUGCAGUCCUUUUACUGUAAGCCAGUUUGGCAGGAUCUAUGAUCCAGAAGAGCAGCAUUAAAAACCACUUUAAGUCUAUUUACUUAACUAGCAUAAAAGACAUUUAACUAAAUAAGCUUAUUUAACGCAGUCUGAGCCAAGAGAAGGGAAAUACCCCCUUUACAUUAAUUUGAUUUGAAUAUGCUAGCAGCCUGUUACGUACUGAAGUUCUCACCCUGGGCCAGCAGGGGGAUACUGUAGAUAGUUUUCACUCAGGUCCACAUAUGCAGAUAAGGAAUUGAAAGUGAUGUUCAGUGAUUGGAUAGUUACAGAAAGUUGUUACUGUUGCCUUGUAGUUGAGCUCUAUAUAAGCAGGCUGGCUGAACCCUUCAGCUCCGUUCUGUUCAGGCCUGUGAAUGAACAAGAGCUGUUUGAAGAAUCGCUGUGUCGUCUGAUAUGUUCACCCACAACUUAACACAACCGUACAUAAUGGUAGGAAUUUUGUAAGAAAGAUCAUUUUAAGAAUGGUGACAGGUGCAAAGCAGGUUUGCUUAACUUGAUUUUAACACGCAAAGAGGUAAUUUAUUCCUUUCUUAUUAUGCUUGGGAUUGAAGAUUGGAGAAGAUUUGGGCAGGACCCGGGGCAUGCAUGGGAAGAGGGGAGAGCAAAAAUUUUCAUGUGCAAGUUGAAAUACUUGUGCUUACAUAAUGUUCAGUGGGCACUUCACUUGCAUUUUUGUGUCCUAAAAUGAGAAACGUUUCCAAUAAAUAGCCAGUGUUUAAGCAAUGAAUGGUUGAUCCUCUGUAAUAAAAGUUUUUAAUGACACAGGGUUCGGGGCCGGCUUUCCUUGGGGAAGAGUUUUGAACAAAUCACCGUUUCUAGAUUGUAUCCAAACUAGAGUAUAUUUCUUUAGGUUACUGACAUCCAUUCCAACAAAAUUUUAGCUGGCAAAUAAUCGAGUUAAUCCAGUUUAUUAGAUUUGUAUGCACUUGCAUAGGAACUAAAUGUCAGUUUGCAUUUAUUGGUGCAGAAAGUAUUGAUCUGAUGUGUAGAGAUCUUUCCUAUUCUAAUUAAUUCAAGAGGGUUCUGGAAGCUUCGCUGUGUGAAAGAAACAAGCAGAAGGUUCAUGAUGUUUGGGUUAUUCCUUCAGAGAAGCUGAGUACAGCUGGUUUAAACUGGUUCUCUUUCUGUCAAGGUCAUGCUGCCUAUAAAAGAAGGCCUAGAAGGAGCCUGGGAUUCACUUUCUCUAUCUCUGUGGUGUUCUGUACAUAGUAUGCUUAGUGUUAAGGUUUAGACUUACUAUAAGUUAUGUUAAGUUUAAGUUAAGUCUGCUGCAACUGCAUUAUGGACCGUGCCAAUCCUGAAUGUAUUGGAUUUGUGACCAUUAGGCUCAUUUGCCUUCAAGUAGCAGUAAAGCUCUGCUGGGUGAAAUAUUAUUUGCCUCUGGUCUAUUUUUUGGGAAUCCUGCAACAUGGUUCAAGUUUUUACUCUGCUAACUAUACGUUGGAAUCUACUCUGGAUCAAUAUUGAGUAGAAUUCCACGACACUAAAAGCAUGUAUUUAAGAUGAUGUGUUUUAUACUGUAUUUUAUGCUGUUUUUUGUUGCAUCAAUUGUUUUAAAUUUGUUGUUAGCUGCCCUGAGCCCGAUUUUCUGAACUGGGAAGGGCGGGGUAUAAAUAAAAUUUAUUAUUAUUUAUUAUUAACAGCGCAUGUCUUGUCUUGCAGGUGCCAUGCAGCCCGAUUGCUGUGGUGGCCAGAGCUGAAGGCCAUGGCUAGAAUUCUUUAGGACACACAUCCUGGACGACAUCACACAAUAAGCCAUCUCAGAGAGCACCUUGCCUGGGAGAAGAAGCUGCUCUUGCCAAGGACAGUUGCCCAGCUGCCAUGGCUAGCAAAAGGAAAUCGACCACUCCAUGUAUGGUUCGAGCACCUGAGGCUGAGGAAGCUCUCAAGGACUGUAGUGUGGGAAGGGAAGCAACCGGCACUCCAGAGCAGGAUGCGAGCAAUGGUUUGGUGGCCGGUAAGGAGAGCUGCGAAAACGACUGUGAGGUGAUCGAAGGGAAAUCCUCCCCGGCCAACCCGGCCAGGAAACCCCUCGGAGGCUACGAAUGUAAGUACUGCCCCUAUUCCACGCAGAAUCUCAACGAGUUCACGGAGCACAUAGACACCCAGCACCCCAACGUCAUCCUCAACCCCCUGUACGUGUGCGCCGAGUGCAACUUCACAACCAAAAAGUACGAUUCCUUAUCCGAACACAACGCCAAACUCCACCCGGGAGAGAACAACUUCAAGCUCAAGUUGAUCAAGCUCAACAACCAGACCGUCCUAGAGCAAUCCAUUGAGGCGGCGAGCAGCUCAGUUGCCGUGGAAACCCCUGAAAUCGAGGUGGUUCCUGUCGGGCCUAGUGGUACAAGCAAGACCACCCCAGCGAUUAACGUUGGGAAGCCUAAAGUCGAAGCCAGGAAAGUUUCUUUAGAGAACCACCUGGAUGGGAUCCCUCACCUGAUUACGGAGGCCACAGAGCCUAUCACAUGCAUUAACGGAGCAGAGCUCCUCCACGAUAUCCUGGCCCAUGUGAUGCCCUCUGUGCAGCUCCCGCCGAACAUCAGCCUGGUUCCCAAGGUCCCCGUGCCGCUGAACAGUACCAAAUACAAUUCCGCACUGGACACCAACACAACCAUGAUCAGCUCCUUCAACAAGUUUCCUUACCCGACGCAGGCGGAGUUGUCGUGGUUGACGGCCGCAUCCAAGCACCCUGAGGAGCAGAUCCGGAUUUGGUUUGCCACCCAGCGUCUGAAGCAUGGCAUCAGCUGGUCUCCGGAAGAGGUGGAGGAGGCAAGGAAGAAGAUGUUCAACGGCACUAUCCAACCAGCGGCCCAGACCAUUGCCGUUCUGCCCGCUCACGUCGCCGCUGCAAAAAUGCCACAGCCGAUGAUCCAGACGGCUGUGCCUUGCCAGAUACUUAGCCAGACCGGCCUGGUUUUGACACAAGUCUCAAACGGGUCCAAUGUUUCCCCCAUUGCCCUUGCCGUGGCGGCCAACCAAGGGCAGAAACGGAGCAUGCAGGCCCAGAAGGCGGUCCCGGAAGUCAAGCGCCCGCACGUCGUCGCCGCGGAGGUCUUGUCCAAACAGAUCGCCCCUGCUGCUCCGACGAGCACGACCGCAGUGCCCUUGUCUCCUGUGCUGCUGGCGAAUGAUCGCAAGAAGACUAAGGAGCAAAUAGCAGCCCUGAAGGCGAGUUUUAUUGUCAGCCAGUUCCCCGAUAACGCGGAAGUGUACAGGCUGAUAGAAGUCACGGGCCUCUCCCGAAGCGAGAUCAAGAAAUGGUUCAGCGACCACCGAUACCGGAGCCAGCGAGGGAUUGUCCACAUCACGAGCGAGUCGCUAGCCAAGGACCAGGUGGCUCUUGUGGCUGCAAGGCAGGCGCGGAACUAUAAUCCAUACCCGGACUUCGCUUUCCAGAAGUUCAAAGGAAAAUCCAGAGAACAGCUGGCAGUCCUGGAAGAAAGCUUUAUCAAGAGUUCUUUUCCAACCCAAAGCGAGUUGGAAAGGCUCCGGAACGAAGCCUGCAUGACUAGUCGAGAGGUUGAGGCCUGGUUCUCCGAGCGCAGAAAGCUCAGGGAUAAUAUGGAACAAGCCAUCUUGGACUCGAUGGGGCCGAGCGUAAAGAAUAAGGAGGAAGGGGCUUCCAAUGGUGCCAUCGGUCCGACAGAGCAGUUUGACGUCUCCCAGGCACAGACCUCUUUGUCCAGGUGCUCGACUGCAUUUGCCUCAAGUAGCCAAGAGCAGGCGCACUUGUUGAAGAGCACAUUUGCAAGGACGCAGUGGCCAACUCCACAGGAGUAUGACGAGUUGGCGGCUCAGACGGGGCUCACAAGGACUGAAAUAGUGCGUUGGUUCAAAGAGAACAGGAGCUGCCUACGAACCGGGACGCUAAAAUGGCUGGACCAAUACCAGCAGCAGUAUGCAGUCGAUGGAUAUGACGAGGCAAAAGGACCAGCAGCCACCGAGACGGCGGGUAGCAGUAGCGAGGGUGUUCAGCAACCCAGUAAAGAGCAUCUGAAGCCAGAGAAGCAGGACAUAGAGGGCAUGGAGAAGUCUGAAUGCAGUGAUCGAGGUAGUCAAGGCGAGAACAAGGGAAAUGUAAGUUGGGUGGAAGUCACCAUCGACGAUGACGAUGAUGCUUCGGACUGUAUGGACAGCUGGGGUCAAGCAGUGCCGGGAAGCAAAGCAGGUUUUGAUUCUGAAAGUAUACCUGGCGAUACCUCUCACACCUAAGACAGGUAAUGAUGGGGAUUGUUUGUUGACCUAACACUGGCCAUGGUCCUCCUUGGCUCAGCGUUCUAAUUCAAGGGUUGCAUCCAGCUAUAGCAGCUUCCACUUGUGCAGCGGGACUUCCUCCUCCCUACCCCGCACAGUUCCCAAAUCUGCUCUGAAGUGUUAGAGGAACAUCAACACACUUGCAGACAGUGGUGUGCAGUCAGUGGACAUGGGGAACUAGGCUUGCCCCCAAAAUGUUCCUGGUAAAUUAGAGUACAGUCAUAUCCCUUGUUACGUUUGCUUCAUGUUAUGUUUUUUCAGGUUGUGUUCCGCGGUGACCCGGAAGUACUGGAAAGGGUUACUUCCGGGUUUCGCUGCUCGCGCAUGCGCAGACACUCAAAAUGACGUCAUGCGCAGACGCAGCAGAUUGUAACCCGUGCGUGUGCAGAUGCACCGCUGUGGAUUGCGUUCCUUUCAUGUUGCGAACGGGCCUCCGGAAUGGAUCCUGUUCACAACCAGGGGUACCACUGUAUUAAAGUGUUAAAGCCUGGCACCUCCUUCCCAAAGCCUGGGAAGCUUCUGUGUGAUGCUUUGACGGGGUCGAAGAGCCCUUCCGCCACCUCCCCAAAGCCUGUCCUGCUUUGGGAAGGAGGCAGCCGGGUUGCAGCAUCUUGUCAGAGGCCUGGCACCUCUUUCCCAAAGCCCAGGAAGCCCCUUCCCAACUUAGGGAGGGAGAAGUGAUGCUCACGCAUGCGAUGUCAACACGCCUGGCAAAUUUCGAACACUGCAUGUAUUUGGCUCUAGAUUGGAAUCGAGAAAAAUACUGACCUGUUUUAUAUGCUUAGGAGACAGCAGCCUCUGCAUGCUUUUCAGAUCCACCUUAACUGAUUAACCAUAAUCCAAGGAGUCUCCCAAUUCUCUGUGUGUAUUUUGAUUUCAUUUAUCUGCCCCUGGCUUAAGUGCCUUUUUAAACACUCCUCAUUGCUGAAAACGCAAGCUUAGGCCCUCUAGUGGGAAAAACAUACAAACUCUGACAUGCUUAUUAACAUGGUCUCAUCAUGCUUUCGGGACACCAUCCAGCAAAGAAUUGGUAACACUUAAAGUCAGCGGGUUUGCUAUUGAAAAUAUUGUAUUGUAUUGUUUGUAAGCUGGGGUCAGGUACUAAAGAUUUCUUUUUGAUUGUAGGGUAUCUUAACGCAGUUGCCACAAGAACUGCACACAGUGGAGCCCUGUAAAGGGCUGCUUAGUACCAGACAGAAAUCUGAAAAAUUAAUUUGGUUAGCUUCAGCAUUCUCCUUACUAUUUCUGUUAGUAAAAUUGGGAGUUUUCUAUGCCCAGGUGGGCACAGUAUGGCUUAAUAAGGCAAGCACAGAAAGCAGGGAAUGAGAGGUGACAGAUGCGGAUCACAUGCAAUACACCAGGUGUGUUGCGCAGGCCUAUCCUUUGGCAAGCAUUUGGCAUCCAGGUAACUUACUGGGGGCGAGAAGAGAUGUUGUCUCUUACAAAUACAGUCAUACCUCGGGUUACAGACACUUCAGGUUGUGCUUUUUCAGGUUACGGACACGCCGAAACCCGGAAGUACCGGAACGGGUUACUUCUGGGUUUUGGCAGUCGCGUAUGCGCAGAAGCGCUAAAUUGUGCUUUGCAGAUGCACCAAAUUGCAACCCGGACGUGCACAGACGCGACGCUGCGGGUUGCGAACGUGCCUCCCGCACGGAUCACGUUCGCAACCCGAGCGUCCACUGUACACUCCUCUGCAAGCUUGCUCAGAAAUAAGCCUUGCUGAGUCCAACAGGGAUUUAAUUCCCAGGUAAGUGUGUGUAGAUUUGCAGCCAGGCAGAGCAACCCAGUAAGGGAGAAUGAAGAUGAGCUGGGACGACUUCUUUUUACGGUAGCUUUUUAUGGGCUGCAGCCCUUGUUUGUUUGUUUUUAAAUCCUUACCACUGGUCUUGGUGCAAGGGGAAAUUGAAGUAUGUCACUUCCAGGGCUGGCAUACACCCUCCCCUGCAAAAAUAAAUAAAUUUAUGGGCAUGUCUAAAUGAAUCCAGCCACUCCAAAGCCUUCCCCUACACACACAGCUAUAUUUGUUUCAAACCAGGUAAGAAGAUCCAUUGAAUUUCAUGCACCUGAAUUAGUGCCCCACAGCCAAAAAGCACAAAGGAGGGUUGUUGCUGGUGUGCAAACUAUGUUCCGUUUUGCAAAAUAAUAACCGUAUUCCAUGCACUCAUUUGUUUAUCUGUCUUAGGCAUAUCAUUCAGCUUUCUAGACCUAUCUUUCCACUCUUUGGGAGUACGCCGUCACUGACCCUGGGAGCAAGCAGGAUCUUCGGAAGCAGGGAAAUCUGACGGGUUUUGCCUCCCGGUUCAAGGCACGUGGGUACAGUUGCGGUGGAGAAAGGACAGUCCUGUGGAGCAUUGCUACAGAUCUCACGGUGCCAGAUUUCCACCAGGGGGCUUUUCCAACAAGGGUCCUUGUACAUAGGUUUUUCCCCGCAGCGUCCAACUUGCUUGCCUCCCAUUGUAACUUCCCAUGUACAACGUGGAGACGUCUCGCUGCCUUUCCUGGCUGGUGCGUACGCUGUGGAUUCUCAUUGCCAUCUCAAGGUCGCGAUUUGGCUUAUCGGUUUUCUUGAAAAUUAGUUACCGCUGCGUCUACAUCCAUGACGACUUGGAAACCUUUUUGGCCUCCUGCACAUGUUUCUAAAGAUGUGUUUCUAUUUUCGCAGAGAGAGUUUACCCACCUCAACACAUUUUUACCUGUUCAGUCUAGGGCUAGCUGCUCGUUGUGACUUUCUCAAGAGCCUUUUAUUUGCAAUUGGCUCCCUCUUGUUCCUCUGCAUGCAGGAAAAGCAGCAAAAACAUUUGUCUGGGAGAGACAGCCGAUCUCUUUAACACAUCCUGCAUUUCACCGUUUGCCAAAACAUCUGGAUUAUGGAGCUCCAGAGUUGUUGACAGUACGCCUUUGCUUGUUGCAAGCACCUUUUUCUACUACAUGUAGUACAAUCCUUUUUUUAAAAAAAAAGACUUUACAAUGGAGGGCUUAAGCUUCUUAAUAACUGAACUUGCUCACAAUUCUUUGUUUGGUGCAAAUACAGAGACUUAUUUUUGUCAGCCUUAGGUGCUCUAGUGCACAACGUGGUUUCUUGAACCCUCAGCCACUACAUCUUUCAUUUGUUUCUAGGUCCUCAGAAUGCACUUUUCUUCUCCAAAUAACUGCUGAGAGAGGGGACGAACUGUCACAUUGGGUACAGGUCAAAUGGUGAAGUUGCUUUGGUUUGGAGAGACGGAUCCAUUUCCUAUCCCAACAUACACUGCACAAAUCUAAUUGCUAGGGAGUUUGAAUUAAAACAAAACACUUUUCUAACUUUUUGCUUGUUUGUUGUAACUCAGUAAAACAAAGGCUUUAAUGUUUUUGGUAAGCUUUUCCUCUUGUGUCUCUUUCUUUUAAAUGCAACAUCUUCC